AUGCUAACUGUUUCUCGUCAGUGUGACGUCACCAGCUGGUGAGAAUUAUGUUUUAGUGUAAUGUGGUCUGCGGUGGGAAGGGGGAUGCUGGUUCCAGGCUGAAUCAUCUGUUGUUUAUUACAUGUGGGAACCAGCAUGACUCAUUUGAAUACAGUUACCUAAGCCACACUCACAGACAAAAACACUGACACACAAUGAUACAUUCAAUAUCUUUCCAAUACAGUGCAUUCGGAAAGUAUUCAGACCCCUUGACUUUUUCCACAUUUUGUUACAUUACAGACUUAUUCUAAAAUUGAUUAAAUCGUUUUUCCCCUCAAUCUACACACAAUACCCCAUAAUGUGGUCCUCUGUAGCUCAAUUGGUGGUAGAGCAUGGCGCUUGUAACGCCAGGGUAGUGGGUUCGAUCCCCGGGACCACCCAUACGUAAAAAUGUCUGCGCACAUGACAGUAAGUCGCUUUGGAUAAAAGCGUCUGCUAAAUAGCAUAUUAUUAUUAUUAUUAUUAUUAUUAUUAUUAUUAUUAUUAAUGACAAAGGAAAAACAGUUUUUUUUUGUGCAAAUGUAUAAAAAUAAAUAAAUGGAAAUAUUACAUUUACAUAAGUAUUCAGACCCUUUACUCAGUACUUUGUUGAAGCACCUUUGGCAGCAAUUACAGCUUCUAGUCUUCUUGGGUAUGACUAUACAAUUCUCUGCAGAUCCUCUCAAGCUCUGUCAGGUUGGAUGGGGAGCGUCGCUGCACAGCUAUUUUCAGGUCUCUCCUGAGAUGUUCGAUCGGGUUCAAGUCCGGGCUCUUGCUGGGCCACUCAAGGACAUUCAGAGACUUACAUUUACAUUUUAGUAAUUUAGCAGACGCUCUUAUCCAGAGCGACUUACAGUUAGUGAGUGCAUACAUUUUCAUACAGACUUGUCCCGAAGCAACUUGUCUUGGCUGUGUGCUUAGGGUCGUUGUCCUGUUGGAAGGUGAACCUUUGCCCCAGUCUGAGGUCCUGAGCGCUCUGGAGCAGGUUUUCAUCAAGGAUCUCUCUGUACUUUGCUCCGUUCAUCUUUCCCUCAAACCCUGGCUAGUCUUCCAGUCCCUGCCGCUAAAAAACAUCCCCACAGCAUGAUGCUGCCACCACCAUGCUUCACCGUAAAGAUGGUGCUAUGUUUCAUCUAGACGUGACGCUUGGCAUUCAGGCCAAAGAGUUCAAACUGGGUUUCAUCAGACCAGAGGAUCUUGUUUCUCGUGGUCUGAGAGUCCUUUAGGUGCCUUUUGGCAAACUCCAAGCGGGCCAUCAUGUGCCUUUUUACUGAGGAGCGGCAUCCGUCUAGCCACUCUACCAUAAAGGCCUGAUUGGUGGAGUGCUGCAGAGAUGGUUGUCCUUCUGGAAGGUUCUCCCAUCUCCACAGAGGAACUCUGGAGCUCUGUGAGAGUGACCAUCGGGUUCUUGGUCACCUCCCUGAACAAGGCCCUUCUCCCCCGAUUGCUCAGUUUGGCCAGGCGGCCAGCUCCAAACUUCUUCCAUUUAAGAAUGAUGGAGGCCACAGUGUUCUUGGGGACCUUCAAUGCUGCAGAAAUGUUUUGGUACCCUUCCCCAGAUCUGUACCUCGACACAAUCCUGUUUCGGAGCUCUAAGGACAAUUCCUUGGACCUCAUGGCUUGGUUGUUGCUCUGACAUGCACUGUCAACUGUGGGACCUUAUAUAUAGACAGGUGUGUGCCUUUCCAAAUCAUGUACAAUCAAUUGAAUUUACCACAGGUGGACUCCAGUCAAGUUGUAGAAACAUCUCAAGGAUGAUCAAUGGAAACAGGUCUCAUAGCAAAGGGUUAGAAUUUUUAUUUAUUUAUUUUAUUUCACCUUUAUUUAACCAGGUAGGCCAGUUGAGAACAAGUUCUCAUUUACAACUGUGACCUGGCCAAGAUAAAGCAAAGCAGUGCGAUAAAAACAACAACACAGAGUUACAUAUGGGUUAAAACAAAACAUAAAGUCAAAAAUACAACAGAAAAUAUAUAUACAGUGUGUGCAAAUGUAGCAAGUUAUGGGGGUAAAGCAAUAAAUAGGCCAUAGUGCAAAAUAAUUACAAUUAGUAUUAACACUGGAAUGAUAGAUGUGCAAGAGAUGAUGUGCAAAUAGAGAUACUGGGGUGCAAAUUAGCAAAAUAAAUAACAAUAUGGGGAUGAGGUAGUUGGGUGGGCUAAUUUCAAAUGGGCUGUGUAAUAAUAAAUAAUAAUAAUAUGCCAUUUAGCAGACGCUUUUAUCCAAAGGGACUUAGUCAUGCGUGCAUACAUUUUUGUGUAUGGGUGGUCCCGGGGAUCGAACCCACUACCUUGGCGUUACAAGCGCCGUGCUCUACCAGCUGAGCUACAGAGGACCACAGUGUACAGGUGCAGUGAUCGGUAAGCUGCUCUGACAACUGAUGCUUAAAGUUAGUGAGGGAGAGUCUCCAGCUUCAGAGAUUUUUGCAGUUCGUUCCAGUCAUUAGCAGCAGAGAACUGGAAGGAAUGGCGGCCAAAGGAGAUCUUGGCUUUGGGGAUGACCGGUGAGAAAUACCUGCUGGAGCGCAUACUACGGGUGGGUGUUGCUAUGGUGACCAAUGAGCUAAGAUAAGGCAGGGAUUUGCCUAGCAGUGAUUUAUAGAUGACCUGGAGCCAGUGGGUUUGGCGACGAAUAUGUAGUGAGGACCAGCCAACAAGAGCGUACAGGUCACAGUGGUGGGUAGUAUAUGGGGCUUUGGUGACAAAACGGAUGGCACUGUGAUAGACUACAUCCAAUUUACUGAGUAGAGUGUUGGAGGCUAUUUUGUAAAUGACAUCGCCGAAGUCAAGGAUUGGUAGGAUAAUCUGUUCCGGACGACUAUGUGAUCACGCUCUCCGUAGCCGAUGUGAGUAAGACUUUUAAGCAGGUCAACAUUCACAAGGCCGCAGGGCCAGACGGAUUACCAGGACGUGUACUCUGAGCAUGUGCUGACCAACUGGCAAGUGUCUUCACUGACAUUUUCAACAUGUCCCUGACUGAGUCUGUAAUACCAACAUGUUUCAAGCAGACCACCAUAGUCCCCGUGCCCAAGAACUCUAAGAUAACCUGCCUAAAUGACUACCGACCCGUAGCACUGACGUCUGUAGCCAUGAAGUGCUUUGAAAGACUGGUCAUGGCUCACAUCAACAGCAUAAUCCCAGAAACCCUAGACCCACUCCAAUUUGCAUACCGCCCCAACAGAUCCACAGAUGAUGCAAUCUCUAUCGCACUCCACACUGCCCUUUCCCACCUGGACAAGAGGAACACCUACGUGAGAAUGCUAUUCAUUGACUACAGCUCAGCAUUCAACACCAUAGUGCCCUCUAAGUUCAUCACUAAGCUAAGGAUCCUGGGACUAAACACCUCCCUCUGCAACUGGAUCCUGGACUUCCUGACGGGCCGCCCCCAGGUGGUAAGGGUAGGUAACAACACAUCUGCCACACUGAUCCUCAACACGGGGGGCCCCUCAGGGGUGCGUGCUCAGUCCCCUCCUGUACUCUCUGUUCACCCAUGACUGCAUGGCCAGGCACGGCUCCAACACCAUCAUUAAGUUUGCCGACGACACAACAGUGGUAGGCCUGAUCACCGACAACGAUGAGACAGCCUAUAGGGAGGAGGUCAGAGAUCUGGCCGUGUGGUGCCAGGACAACAACCUCUCCCUCAACGUGACCAAGACAAAGGAGAUGAUUGUGGACUACAGGAAAAAAAAGAGGACUGAGCACGCCCCCAUUCUCAUCGACGGGGCUGUAGUGGAACAGGUUGAGAGCUUCAAGUUCCUUGGUGUCCACAUCACCAACGAACUAUCAUGGUCCAAACACACCAAGACAGUCGUGAAGAGGGCACGACAAAGCCUAUUCCCCCUCAGGAGACUAAAAAGAUUUGGCAUGGGUCCUCAGAUCCUCAAAAAAUUCUACAGCUGCACCAUCGAGAGCAUCCUGACUGGUUGCAUCACCGCCUGGUAUGGCAACUGCUUGGCCUCUGACCGCAAGGCACUACAGAGGGUAGUGCGUACGGCCCAGUACAUCACUGGGGCCAAGCUUCCUGCCAUCCAGGACCUCUAUACCAGGCGGUGUCAGAGGAAGGCCCUCAAAAUUGUCAAAGACUCCAGCCACCCUAGUCAUAGACUGUUCUCUCUGCUACCGCACGGCAAGCGGUACCGGAGUGCCAAGUCUAGGUCCAAAAGACUUCUCAACAGCUUCUUCCCCCAAGCCAUAAGACUCCUGAACAGCUAAUCAUGGCUACCCGGACUAUUUGCACUGCCCCCCCACCCCAUCCUUUUUACGCUGCUGCUACUCUGUUAAGUAUUUAUGCAUAGUCACUUUAACUCUACCCACAUGUACAUAUUACCUCAACUACCUCAACUAGCCGGUGCCCCCGCACAUUGACUCUGCAACGGUACCCCCCUGUAUAUAUAGCCUCCCUACUGUCACUUUAUUUUACUGUAUAUAUAGCCUCCCUACUGUCACUUUAUUUUACUUCUGCUCUUUUUUUCCUCAACACUUUUUUUGUUGUUGUUUUAUUCUUACUUUUUUUGUUUAAAAUAAAUGCACUGUUGGUUAAGGGCUGUAAGUAAGCAUUUCACUGUAAUGUCUGCACCUGUUGUAUUCGGCGCAUGUGACCAAUAAAAUUUGAUUUGAUUUGAUUUGAUAAUCAGUUUUACGAGGGCAUGUUUGGCAGCAUGAGUGAAGGAGGCUUUGUUUGCGAAAUAGGAAGCCGAUUCUAGAUUUAACUUUGGAUUGGAGAUGCUUAAUGUUUAUCUGGAAGGAGAGUUUACAGUCUAACCAGAUACCUAGGUAUUUGUAGUUGUCCACAUACUCUAGGUCAGACCUGUCGAGAGUAGUGAUUCUAGUCGGGUGGGCGGGUUCCAGCAGCGUUCGAUUGAAGAGCAUGCAUUUAGAUUUACUUGUGUUUAAGAGCAGUUGGAGGCUACGGAAGGAGUGUUGUAUGGCAUUGAAGCUCGUUUGGAGGUUUGUUAACACAGUGUCCAAUGAAGGGCCAGAUGUAUACAAAAUUGUGUCGUCUGCGUAGAGGUGGAUCUUAGAAUCACCAGCAGCAAGAGCGACAUCAUUGAUAUACACAGAGAAAAGAGUCGGCCCAAUAAUUUAACCCUGUGGCACCCCCAUAGAGACUGCCAUAGGUCCAGACAACAGGCCCUCCGAUUUGACACAUUGAACUCUAUCUGAGAAGUAGUUGGUGAACCAGGCAAGGCAGUCAUUUGAGAAACCAAGGCUAUUUAAUCUGCCAAUAAGAAUGCGGUGGUUGACAGAGUCGAAAGCCUUGGCCAGGUCGAUGAAGACGGCUGCACAGUACUGUCUAUUAUCGAUUGUGGUUAUAAUAUCGUUUAGGACCUUGAGCGUGGCUGAGGUGCGCCCAUGACCAGCUCGGAAACCGGAUUGCAUAGCGGAGAAGGUACUGUGGGAUUCAAAAUGGUCGGUGAUCUGUUUGAUAACUUGGCUUUCAAAACCUUCCGAAAGGCAGGGCAGGAUGGAUCUGUAACAGUUUGGAUCUAGAGUGUCACCCCCUUUGAAGAGGGGGAUGACCGCGGCAGCUUUCCAAUCUCUGGGGAUCUCAGACGUUACGAAAGAGAGGUUGAACAGGCUAGUAACAGGGGUUGCGACAAUUUUGGCGGCUAAUUUUAGAAAGAAAGGGUCCAGAUUGUCUAGCCCAGAUGAUUUGUAGGGGUCCAGAUUUUGCAGCUCUUUCAGAACAUCAGCUGUCUGAAUUUGUGUGAAGGAGAAGCGGGAGGGGUGCAGAGCUUGUGGCCGGGGUAGUGGUAGCCAGGUGGAAAGCAUGACCAGCCGUCGCAAAAUGCUUGUUGUAAUUCUCGAUUAUUGUAGAUUUAUCGGUGGUGAUAGUGUUUCCUAGCCUCAGUGCAGUGGGCAGCUGGGAGGAGGUGCUCUUAUUCUCCAUGGACUUUACAGUGUCCCAAAACUUUUUGGAGUUAGUGCUACAGGAUGCACAUUUCUGUUUGAAAAAGCUAGCCUUUGCUUUCCUAACUGCUUGUGUAUAUUGGUUCCUAACUUCCCUGAAAAGUUGCAUAUCGCGGGGGCUAUUCGAUGCUAAUGCAGUACGCCACAGGAUGUUUUUGUGCUGGUCAAGGGCAGUCAAGUCUGAGGAGAACCGGGGGCUAUAUCUGUUCUUAGUUCUGAAUUUUUUGAAUGGGGCAUGCUUAUUUAAGAUUGAGAGGAAAGCACUUUUAAAGAACAACCAGGCGUCCUCUACUGACGGAAUGAGAUCGAUAUCCAUCCAGAAUACCUGGGCCAGGUCAAUUAGGAAGGCCUGCUCGCUAAAGUGUUUUAGGGAGCGUUUGACAGUGAUGAGGGGUGGUCGUUUGACUGCGGACCCGUUACGGACGCAGGCAGUGAUCGCUGAGUUAGUCAGGAUGAUAUCUAUAAGGGUGCCCAUGUUUACGGAUUUAGGGUUGUACCUGGUAGGUUCCUUGAUAAUUUGUGUGAGAUUGAGGGCAUCUAGUUUGGAUUGGGUCAACAAGCAGUACGAACUCUGAGGAUAGAUGUGGAGCAAUCAAUUCACAUAUGGUGUCCAGGGCACAGCUGGGGUCUGAGGGGGGUCUGUAGCAAGCGGCAAUAGUGAGAGACUUAUUUCUGGAAAGGUGGAUUUUUAGAAGUAGAAGCUGAAACUGUUUGGGCACAGACCUGGAUAGUAUGAUAGAGCUCUGCAGGCUAUUUCUACAGUAGAUUGCAACUCCACCCCCUUUGGCAGUUCUAUCUAGACGGAAAAUGUUGUAGUUGGGGAUGGAAAUAUCUGAAUUUUUGGUGGCCUUCCUAAGCCAGGAUUCAGACACUGCUAGAACAUCAGGGUUGGCGGAGUGUGCUAACGCAGUGAAUAACUCAAACAUAGGGAGGAGGCUUCUGAUGUUAACAUGCAAAAAAAUCAAUGCUUUUACGGUUACAGAAGUCAACAAAUGAUAGUGCCUGGGGAGUAGGAGUGAUACUGGGGGCUGCAGGGGUUAACCUCUACAUCACCAGAGGAGGAGUAGAAUAAGGAUACGGCUAAAGGCUUUAAGAACUGGUCUUCUAGUGCGUUGGGUACAGAGAAUAAAGGGGGCAGAUUUCCGUGCGUUGUAGAAUAGAUUCAGGGCAUUAUGUACAGACAAGGAUAUGGAAGGAUAUUAGUACAGUGGAGGUGCGUGUAUGGGGGGUGGAAAAAUGAGCUAUUUGAGGCAGUUUGAGAGGGACUUGGGACUCUACAGUGAAAUUGUAUAAUAAGAACUAACUGGAACAGCAAUAGGCAAGGCAUAUUGACAUGGGAGAGAGGCAUAAAGCAAUCACAGGUGUUAUUCGAGCUAAGACAACAACUGGUAAUGGCGAUGAAAGUUUGGGCUGAGGCUAAACAGAUAAACAGGACACGGUACCGUGUAAAGGAACAGUCCAGCAGGCAUCAGCUGUGCAGCUGAGUGAUCAUAAGGUCCAGUGAACAGCAAUAUGUGAGUCCGAGAGCAGUUCGAAUUGGUGCUAUAGCACAGGCGAGCAGGAAGCUCGGCUGUUAUUUGCGUGUGCUAGCCGGCCGGGGCUAGCAGAUGGAUGUUGUGGUCGUCGCAACGCCUGUUGAAACCACAGACGAUUACGUCGGCAGACCAGUCGUGAUGGAUCGGCGGGGCUCCGUGUCGACUCUAGGAGGUCCCGUCCGGUUGAUAGAGAGGUAGAUAGCCGGGAGAUGGGCCUGACUCAAGGCUAGCUCAAGGCUGAUUAGCCAACAACAACAUCCAUUUGGUUGCAGCUAGCUAGUUGCGAUGAUCCGGUGUUAAAGGUCCAGUGAUUCAGUGAUUCCGGCAGAAGAAACUGUAUGUUCUGGGUGAAAAACCGCUAACGGUGGCUAUUUAGCAAGUAGCUAGUUAGCUGGCUAGCUAGUUUCAACUGGAUAUUCUAGAUAAAAGGUAAGUCAAUAAUAGUAUCCGUUCCACAUUGAGUGAGGCGGGUUGCAGGAAAGUAUAUUUAGUAGAUGGAUGAAAAGUGUGAUAGGGAAAUAUGUACGAAAAAUACAAAAAAAUUACAAAAAAACAGGCUAUUUACACGGACACACAAGAGUACACGACCGCACUGCUACGCCAUUUUGGAUACAAGAAUACUUACAGUGGGGAAAAAAAGUAUUUAGUCAGCCACCAAUUGUGCAAGUUCUCCCACUUAAAAAGAUGAGAGAGGCCUGUAAUUUUCAUCAUAGGUACACGUCAACUAUGACAGACAAAAUAAGAAAAAGAAAUCCAGAAAAUCACAUUGUAGGAUUUUUAAUGAAUUUAUUUGCAAAUUAUGGUGGAAAAUAAGUAUUUGGUCAAUAACAAAAGUUUCUCAAUACUUUGUUAUAUACCCUUUGUUGGCAAUGACACAGGUCAAACGUUUUCUGUAAGUCUUCACAAGGUUUUCACACACUGUUGCUGGUAUUUUGGCCCAUUCCUCCAUGCAGAUCUCCUCUAGAGCAGUGAUGUUUUGGGGCUGUCGCUGGGCAACACGGACUUUCAACUCCCUCCAAAGAUUUUCUAUGGGGUUGAGAUCUGGAGACUGGCUAGGCCACUCCAGGACCUUGAAAUGCUUCUUACGAAGCCACUCCUUCGUUGCCCGGGCGGUGUGUUUGGGAUCAUUGUCAUGCUGAAAGACCCAGCCACGUUUCAUCUUCAAUGCCCUUGCUGAUGGAAGGAGGUUUUCACUCAAAAUCUCACGAUACAUGGCCCCAUUCAUUCUUUCCUUUAUACGGAUCAGUCGUCCUGGUCCCUUUGCAGAAAAACAGCCCCAAAGCAUGAUGUUUCCACCCCCAUGCUUCACAGUAGGUAUGGUGUUCUUUGGAUGCAACUCAGCAUUCUUUGUCCUCCAAACACGACGAGUUGAGUUUUUACCAAAAAGUUCUAUUUUGGUUUCAUCUGACCAUAUGACAUUCUUCCAAUCCUCUUCUGGAUCAUCCAAAUGCACUCUAGCAAACUUCAGACGGGCCUGGACAUGUACUGGCUUAAGCAGGGGGACACGUCUGGCACUGCAGGAUUUGAGUCCCUGGCGGCGUAGUGUGUUACUGAUGGUAGGCUUUGUUACUUUGGUCCCAGCUCUCUGCAGGUCAUUCACUAGGUCCCCCCGUGUGGUUCUGGGAUUUUUGCUCACCGUUCUUGUGAUCAUUUUGACCCCACGGGGUGAGAUCUUGCGUGGAGCCCCAGAUCGAGGGAGAUUAUCAGUGGUCUUGUAUGUCUUCCAUUUCCUAAUAAUUGCUCCCACAGUUGAUUUCUUCAAACCAAGCUGCUUACCUAUUGCAGAUUCAGUCUUCCCAGCCUGGUGCAGGUCUACAAUUUUGUUUCUGGUGUCCUUUGACAGCUCUUUGGUCUUGGCCAUAGUGGAGUUUGGAGUGUGACUGUUUUGAGGUUGUGGACAGGUGUCUUUUAUACUGAUAACAAGUUCAAACAGGUGCCAUUAAUACAGGUAACGAGUGGAGGACAGAGGAGCCUCUUAAAGAAGAAGUUACAGGUCUGUGAGAGCUAGAAAUCUUGCUUGUUUGUAGGUGACCAAAUACUUAUUUUCCACCAUAAUUUGCAAAUAAAUUCAUAAAAAAUCCUACAAUGUGAUUUUCUGGAUUUUUUUCCUCAAUUUGUCUGUCAUAGUUGACGUGUACCUAUGAUGAAAAUUACAGGCCUCUCUCAUCUUUUUAAGUGGGAGAACUUGCACAAUUGGUGGCUGACUAAAUACUUUUUCCCCCCACUGUAUGUAAAUAAUGUAUUUCUGUUUUUUAAUUUUUUUUAAUUUGUUUAUUAUACAUUUAGCGGACGCUCUUAUCCAGAGCGACUUACAGGAGCAAUUAGGGUUAAGUGCCUUGCUUAAGGGCACAUCGACAGAUUUUUCACCUUGUCUGCUCGGGGAUUAGAACCAGCGACCUUUCGGUUACUGGCACAACGCUCUUACCCACUAAGCUACCUAUUUAUUUGUAAUACAUUUCUAAAAACCUGUUUUCGCUUUGUCAUUAUGGGGUAUUGUAUGUAGAUUGAUGAGGAACAUUUUUAAUUGAAUCCAUUUUAGAAUAAGGCUGUAACGUAACAAAUGUGGAAAAAGUCAAGGGGUCUGAAUACUUUCCUAUGACUGUGGACAACGCUGAAGCAGAAAGUACACGCGUUGUAUUAUACUGUACUAUCCUAGAAGCAUGCAUACACACACAUACACGACACAGCUGAAGCAUGGCAUAACAUUCCCUUUAGUGCACACAACUAGACCUACCUGAUGAGACCUCUCAACUGCACUGACUUUCACUCCCUCCAAUUCCCUGGUUUAACACAUGUGCUUUGUGUUUCCAGGGGGUCCCUGAAGACCUUCAUCCACACUGUUCACCUGCUGCAGAAACAAACAGACCUGGGCCAGCUCCCUGUGGCUGAUGUGCUCUACAGGUGAGUCUAGUAUCCUCAUGUCUGGAUGUGCUUGAUGAGACUCCCUUGUGUCCCUUCCCUGUCUUGCUGAGGUUGUGACCUCUUUCUCUCCCCAUCUGUCCCACCCAGACUCCUAGUGCUGGAGGGGGGGCCAGGCUCCCCGUCCUGUCUGCUAGGGGGCAAGCACAGCGUCUCCUGGGGCUUUGAGGACAUGCUGCCUACGCCUGACAGCAGCGCUGGAGGGGCAGAGAGCAAAGGUAAGCCUGUGUGUGUAUGAGAACAAUAGCUCCAUUGGCCUUGGGACAGGGGGAAAACCUUAAUUAAACUGGACCUGGGAGAGGUUUCAACAGAGGUUGCUUUUUUGAAAGCUCAAAAGAUAUUCCGGUCUAUUGAUCUAUGGGUCAUUUUUGUGCUGUCAGAUUGUUCUCCAUUCUCACAGUACCAUUAUAGAGUAAUUUGUAUGGAAGUGCUCUGUAUGUGCAGUUGUUAGGUGUGUUUCCUUUGUGUGGAUACAGGAAGUGAAUAGGCCUAGACAUGUUUAUUUUGUGAUUUUCUGGCUGUUAAGUGACAAGUAUUGUGUGAUGGUGACAUGGGGUGACUCUGCUGGCCCUCAGAAUCCUCACUGCCUCUCAUUAUGAUUUAUUCAUUCACCUCUUUAGAUCUUUUAUAUUUGAUCCUUUGUCUGGAGCCAGUAAGAACUCCAACAUUUAGCCGGAGAGGGAGACAUGGAGUCAUCAUGUGCUGAUUUCAUUCUGUCUCAUUGGCUGAGGCUGCUGAGGAGGUCAUCAUGUGUUGGUGACUGGCAGAAGUUAGGGGGAGAAAGAGGAAGUGAGGGUGAUGGCUUGUUUCCUCCAAUCGAUGGGCUGACCUUGGAGAGCCCUGUAAGGCGAUAGGACCUCAGCAGCUCCCACUAUAGGAGGCCAGUUGAGAGGCAGAAACAUGGCAGCUAGAGAAUAUAUUAGAGCUGGCUGGCUGUGGGCUGGGGGCCUUAUCCCUUCUCUACGUAAAAUGUCUGCACGCAUGACUGUAAGUCACUUUGGAUAAAAGCGUCUGCUAAAUGGCAUAUACAGUACUUAAGAUGCUUAAUAAGUGACAACAAAUAUAUAAAGAUAACUUUAUCCCAUUACUCAACAACAUGAAAACAGAUCUAAUUAAAUGGAACCAUUUUCCCAUAAAUCUUUCAGGUAGAAUAAACCUUUUUAGAAUGGCAUGGCUCCCAAAGUUUUUAGAUUUAUUUUCAGUAAUACCAAUUACCCCACCAAAGACAUUCUUUAAAAAAGUGUACUUGGUCAUAACAGACUUUAUAUGGGUAGAUAAAACUCCUAGAAUAAAAAGGAACGUUUUAAAUCUUCCUAAGUCUGAGGGUGGUUUUAACCAUCCGGACUUGGAAUUGUAUCAACUUGCCACCCUAGACUUUUACUUGCGACAUAUAGUUAAAUGCACUAAAGAGGAACUAUGGGUACAUAUUGAAGAUGCGCAUGCUCAUCCCCAGAAUCUUUUUACGUGUCUAUUUUCAAAGGAUAAAGCUAAGAACAUUAACAACUUCAUAGUUAAGAACACUAUAACAGUAUGGAAGAAAAUUAAACAGAUUCUACAAAAAAUAUUAUCACUCCCUAAAAACACAGCUUUAUGGAACAAUCCUUGGAUAGCGUUUCAGAAUUAAUCGAUAAAUUGGCCCACAUGGAAAACUAAAGGCAUAGAAAUCGUAAAUGACGUGGUAAUAGGAAAUACAAUUAUUACAGAAUUAAAAAGCUUUUGGUCAUGUAGUUUAUUUAUUAUUAUUAUAUAUUAUAUUCAAACACAAAUUAUCAAUUGGACAUUUAGGGCUAUACUAUGACUGUCCCUGCUGUCUGCACCAUGGUUCCUCACACUGGGGAGAAGAUAUGAGAAAGCAAACGGAUGGACAUUAUGUCAUGUCGUCUCACCCCUUCCACUGUUAUUGUCCCUUGCUCUCUAUACUGUCCUCCCUCUUUCCCCCCUUCCCUGUUUCUUUGCCCCCCCCCUUCCGUUUUUUCUCUCUCCGCUGUUUCUCACCCCGUCUCUUCCUCCCUCCCUGCUGUUGCAGACACAGACCUGGGGCGCUGCCUGGCCACAGACGGGCUCUAUCUCUACACCACUAACUCCUUUGGGAGAGGAAUCAGCAAGCUGGGCUCCGGUUUGCACGGGACACUGAGGUAACAUGGCACCCCUGACUACAUAUGUAGAGAGAGUGAUAAUGCAGCGUGAGAGUAAAAUGUACAGUGGGGAAAAAAAGUAUUUAGUCAGCCACCAAUUGUGCAAGUUCUCCUACUUAAAAAGAUGAGAGAGGCCUGUAAUUUUCAUCAUAGGUACACGUCAACUAUGGCAGACAAAAUGAGAAAAAAAUAAUCCGAAAAUCACAUUGUAGGAUUUUUAAUGAAUUUAUUUGCAAAUUAUGGUGGAAAAUAAGUAUUUGGUCAAUAACAAAAGUUUCUCAAUACUUUGUUAUAUACACUUUGUUGGCAAUGACACAGGUCAAACGUUUUCUGUAAGUCUUCACAAGGUUUUCACACACUGUUGCUGGUAUUUUGGCCCAUUCCUCCAUGCAGAUCUCCUCUAGAGCAGUGAUGUUUUGGGGCUGUCGCUGGGCAACACGGACUUUCAACUCCCUCCAAAGAUUUUCUAUGGGGUUGAGAUCUGGAGACUGGCUAGGCCACUCCAGGACCUUGAAAUGCUUCUUACGAAGCUACUCCUUCGUUGCCGUGGCGGUGUGUUUGGGAUCAUUGUCAUGCUGAAAGACCCAGCCACGUUUCAUCUUCAAUGCCCUUGCUGAUGGAAGGAGGUUUUCACUCAAAAUCUCACGAUACAUGGCCCCAUUCAUUCUUUCCUUUACACGGAUCAGUCGUCCUGGUCCCUUUGCAGAAAAACAGCCCCAAAGCAUGAUGUUUCCACCCCCAUGCUUCACAAUAGGUAUGGUGUUCUUUGGAUGCAACUCAGCAUUCUUUGUCCUCCAAACACGACGAGUUGAGUUUUUACCAAAAAGUUCUAUUUUGGUUUCAUGUGACCAUAUGACAUUCUCCCAAUCCUCUUUUGGAUCAUCCAAAUGCACUCUAGCAAACUUCAGAUGGGCCUGGACAUGUACUGGCUUAAGCAGGGGGACACGUCUGGCACUGCAGGAUUUGAGUCCCUGGCGGCGUAGUGUGUUACUGAUGGUAAGCUUUGUUACUUUGGUCCCAGCUCUCUGCAGGUCAUUCACUAGGUCCCCCCGUGUGGUUCUGGGAUUUUUGCUCACCGUUCUUGUGAUCAUUUUGACCCCACGGGGUGAGAUCUUGCGUGGAGCCCCAGAUCGAGGGAGAUUAUCAGUGGUCUUGUAUGUCUUCCAUUUCCUAAUAAUUCCUCCCUUCAGUUGAUUUCUUCAAACCAAGCUGCUUACCUAUUGCAGAUUCAGUCUUCCCAGCCUGGUGCAGGUCUACAAUUUUGUUUCUGGUGUCCUUUGACAGCUCUUUGGUCUUGGCCAUAGUGGAGUUUGGAGUGUGACUGUUUGAGGUUGUGGACAGGUGUAUUUUAUACUGAUAACAAGUUCAAACAGGUGCCAUUAAUACAGGUAACGAGUGGAGGACAGAUGAGCCUCUUAAAUAAGAAGUUACAAGUCUGUGAGAGCCAGAAAUCUUGCUUGUUUGUAGGUGACCAAAUAUUUAUUUUCCACCAUAAUUUGCAAAUAAAUUCAUUAAAUGUGAUUUUCUGGAUUUCUUUUUCUCAAUUUGUCUGUCAUAGUUGACGUGUACCUAUGAUGAAAAUUACAGGCCUCUAUCAUCUUUUUAAGUGGGAGAACAUGCACAAUUGGUGGCUGACUAAAUACUUUUUUUCCCCACUGUAUGUGUGUGUGUGUGUGUGUGUAUGUAUGUAUGUAUGUAUGUAUAUAUAUAUAUAUAUAUAUAUAUAUAUAUAUAUAUAUAUAUAUAUAUAUAUAUAUAUACACACACACACACAGUGAGGGGAAAAAAGUAUUUGAUCCCCUGCUGAUUUUGCACGUUUGCCCACUGACAAAGAAAUUAUCAGUCUAUAAUUUUAAUGGUAGGUUUAUUUGAACAGUGAGAGACAGAAUAACAACAAAAAAAUCCAGAAAAACGCAUUUCAAAAAUGUUAUAAAUUGAUUUGCAUUUUAAUGAGGGAAAAAAGUAUUUGGCCCCCUCUCAAUCAGAAAGAUUUCUGGCUCCCAGGUGUCUUUUAUACAGGUAAAGCUGAGAUUAGGAGCACACUCUUAAAGGGAGUGCUCCUAAUCUCAGCUUGUUACCUGUAUAAAAGACACCUGUCCACAAAAGCAAUCAAUCAAUCAGAUUCCAAACUCUCCACCAUGGCCAAGACCAAAGAGCUCUCCAAGGAUGUCAGGGACAAGAUUGUAGACCUACACAAGGCUGGAAUGGGCUACAAGACCAUCGCCAAGCAGCUUGGUGAGAAGUUGACAACAGUUGGUGCGAUUAUUCGCAAAUGGAAGAAACACAAAAUAACUGUCAAUCUCCCUCGGCCUGGGGCUCCAUGCAAGAUCUCACCUCGUGGAGUUGCAAUGAUCAUGAGAACGGUGAGGAAUCAGACCAGAACUACACGGGAGGAUCUUGUCAAUGAUCUCAAGGCAGCUGGGACCAUAGUCACCAAGAAAACAAUUGGUAACACACUACGCCGUGAAGGACUGAAAUCCUGCAGCGCCCGCAAGGUCGCCCUGCUCAAGAAAGCACAUAUACAUGCCCGUCUGAAGUUUGCCAAUGAACAUCUGAAUGAUUCAGAGGGGAACUGGGUGAAAGUGUUGUGGUCAGAAGAGACCAAAAUCGAGCUCUUUGGCUAAGGGGACAGGACAACUUCACCGCAUCAAAGGGACGAUGGACGGGGCCAUGUACCGUCAAAUCUUGGGUGAGAACUUCCUUCCCUCAGCCAGGGCAUUGAAAAUGGGUCGUGGAUGGGUAUUCCAGCAUGACAAUGACCCCAAACAUACGGCCAAGGCAACAAAGGAGUGGCUCAAGAAGAAGCACAUUAAGGUCCUGGAGUGGCCUAGCCAGUCUCCAGACCUUAAUCCCAUAGAAAAUCUGUGGAGGGAGCUGAAGAUUCGAGUUGCCAAACGUCAGGCUCGAAACCUUAAUUACUUUUUAUUGUAUUUAUUUUUUAUUUUUUCACCUUUAUUUAACCAGGUAAGCCAGUUGAGAACAAGUUCUCAUUUACAAAUGCGACCUGGCCAAGAUAAAGCAAAGCAGUGCAAUAUAAACAACAACACAGAGUUACAUGACUUGGAGAAGAUCUGCAAAGAGGAGUGGGACAAAAUCCCUCCUGAGAUGUGUGCAAACCUUGUGGCCAACUACAAGAAACGUCUGACCUCUGUGAUUGCCAAAAAGGGUUUUACCACUAAGUAAUAAGUCAUGUUUUGCAGAGGGGUCAAAUACUUAUUUCCCUCAUUAAAAUGCAAAUCAAUUUAUAACUUUGUUGACAUGCGUAUUUCCAGAUUUUUUUGUUGUUAUUCUGUCUCUCACUGUUCAAAUAAACCUACCAUUAAAAUUAUAGACUGAUCAUGUCUUUGUCAGUGGGAAAACGUACAAAACCAGCAGGGGAUCAAAUACUUUUUUCCCUCACUGUAUAUAUAAUGUGUAUAUACAGUCGUGGUCAAAGGUUUUGAGAAUGACACAAGUAUUGGUCUUCAUAAAGUUUGCUGCUUCAGUGUUAUGAGAUAUUUUUGUCAGAUGUUACUAUGGUAUACUGAAGUAUAAUUACAAGCAUUUUAUAAGUGUCAAAGGAUUUUAUUGACAAUUACAUUAAGUUUAUGCAAAGAGUCAAUAUUUGCAGUGUUGACCCUUUCUUUUUCAAGACCUCUGCAAUCCGCCCUGACAUGCUGUCAAUUAACAUCUGGGCCACAUCCUGAAUGAUGGCAGCCCAUUCUUGCAUAAUCAAUGCUUGAAGUUUGUCAGAAGUUGUGGGUUUUUGUUUGUCCACCCGCCUCUUGAGGAUCGACCACAAGUUCUCAAUGGGAUUAAGGUCUGGGGAGUUUCCUGGCCAUGGACCCAAAAUGUCGAUGUUUUGUUCCCAGAGCCACUUAGUUAUCACUUUUGCCUUAUGGCAAGGUGCUCCAUUAUGCUGGAAAAGGCAUUGGUCGUCACCAAACUGUUCUUGGAUGGUUGGGAGAAGUUGCUCUCGGAGGACGUGUUGGUACCAUUCUUUAUUCAUGGCUGUGUUCUUAGGCAAAACUAUGAGUGAGUCCACUCCCUUGGCUGAGAAGCAACCCCACACAUGAAUGGUCUCAGGAUGCUUUACUGUUGGCAUGACACAGGACUGAUGGUAGCGCUCACCUUGUCUUCUCCGGAUUCAUCAGAGAAAAUUACUUUACCCCAGUCCUCAGCAGUCCAAUCCCUGUACCUUUUGCAGAAUAUCAGUCUGUCCCUGAUGUUUUUCCUGGAGAGAAGUGGCUUCUUUGCUGCCCUUCUUGGCACCAGGCCAUCCUCCAAAAGUCUUCGCCUCACUGUGCAUGCAGAUGCACUCACACCUGCCUGCUGCCAUUCCUGAGCAAUCUCUGCACUGGUGGUGCCCCGAUCCCGCAGCUGAAUCAACUUUAGGAGACGGUCCUGGCGCUUGCUGGACUUUCUUGGGCGCCCUGACGCCUUCUUCACAACAAUUGAACCGCUCUCCUUGAAGUUCUUGAUGAUCUAAAAAAUUGUUGAUUUAGGUGCAAUCUUACUAGCAGCAAUAUCCUUGCCUGUGAAGCCCUUUUUGUGCAAAGCAAAGAUGACGGCACGUGUUUCCUUGCAGGUAACCAUGGUUAACAGAGGAAGAACAAUGAUUUCAAGCACCCCCCUCCUUUUAAAGCUUCCAGUCUGUUAUUCUAACUCAAUCAGCAUGACAGAGUGAUCUCCAGCCUUGUCCUCGUCAACACUCUCACCUGUGUUAACGAGAGAAUCACUGACAUGAUGGCAGCUGGUCCUUUUGUGGCAGGGAUGAAAUGCAGUGGAAAUAUUUUUUGGGGGAUUAAGUUCAUUUUCAUGGCAAAGAGGGACUUUGCAAUUAAUUGCAAUUCAUCUGAUCACUCUUCAUGACAUUCUGGAGUAUAUGCAAAUUGCCAUCAUCAAAACUGAGGCAGCAGACUUUGUGAAAAUUAGUAUUUGUGUCAUUCUCAAAACGUUUCACCACGACUGUACACUACCGUUCAAAAGUUUGGGGUCACUUAGAUUUUUUUUCUUCCAUUUUUAAAAUAACAUCAAAUUGAUCAGAAAUACAGUGUAGACAUUGUUAAUGUUGUAAAUGGCUAUUGUAGCUGGAAACGGCUGAUUUUUUUAUGGAAUAUCUACAUAGGCGUACAGAGGCCCAUUAUCAGCAACCAUCAGUCCUGUGUUCCAAUUGCAUGUUGUGUUUGCUAAUCCAACUUUAUCAUUUUAAAAGGCUAAUUGAUCAUUAGAAAACCCUUUUGCAAUUAUGUUAGCACAGCUGAAAACUGUUGUGCUGAUUAAAGAAGCAAUAAAACUGGCCUUCUUGAGACUAGUUGAGUAUCUGGAGCAUCAGCAAUUGUGGGUUCGAUUACAGAAUCAAAAUUGCCAGAAACAAAUAACUUUCUUCUGAAACUCGUCAGUCUAUUCUUGUUCUGAGAAAUGAAGGCUAUUCCAUGCGAGAAAUUGCCAAGAAACUGAAGAUCUCGUACAACGCUGUGUAGUACUCCCUUCACAGAACAGCGCAAACUGGCUCUAACCAGAAUCGAAAGAGGAGUGGGAGGCCCCAGUGCACAACUGAGCAAGAGGACAAAUACAUUAGUGUCUAGUUUGAGAAACAGGCGCCUCACAGGUCCUCAACUGGCAGCUUCAUUAAAUAGUACCCACAAAACACCAGUCUCAACGUCAACAGUGAAGAGGCAACUCCGGGAUGCUGACCUUCUAGGCAGAGUUGCAAAGAAAAAUACAUAUCUCAGACUGGCAUAUAAAAAUAAAAGAUUAAGAUGGGCAGUCUGAGAUAUGGCUGUUUCUUUGCAACUCUGCCUAGAAGGUCAGCAUCCCGGAGCCACAGGGACAACUCCUGUCCCUUCUUCUGCCCUACUGUAUUCCUCCUCUGACUUAUUUCACUUUCUGAGCAAAAUGUCAUAGGAAAUGGAGAGUCUGGUUUUGUUUGUGCAGGGGGUUUGUGUACUGUCGGAAUGAGGAGUUGGAGCCGGGCUGGGUGGUGUUCAGUAGUGGCCGCCUUCUCCACCGCCCAGCCUCCUUUGAUUUCAAGCCCCAUCAGCUGUGCCAGGUCAUCGACCUCUUCACCCUUCAGGUACGCCAGCUGGCAUCUAGCAACAGGCUUCAUGACAUGACUCAAUUACACAGUGGGUGAUCUAAUACUGUAUCUCCACUAAAAUACUGACUGUGCUCUUUCUACCCGUCUCAGGUGUGCCAGAUCGUGCCAAUGCCAGCCCACCACUUCCCUGUGGGCAGCAGCGUGACAACGCUUCACCUGUGUUCAGAUGGAACCUACCUGUACUGGGUGUGGUCUCCCGCCAGCCUUAACGAGAAGACCCAGAAAGGCCACUCCGUCUUCAUGGAUGUCUUUCAGCUGUCGGUGAGUGAGCAUGCUUCCCCUAGCCUCUCAACAAUGCUCAGCAAAGCUCUUCUCUCGUUCCCAUCUCUCACCCCUCUCUCCCUCCUCCCCCCGUUGCAGACGGAGACAGGGUUGUGUGUGGCAGACGUCCUUCAGGAGAGGGUGAUCCUAACACGGAAGGAGGGCGAGUCUUCCAAGUGUCUGAACGAGCUGCUGCUGAGCCGCAUGUCGCGCUUCCGCGCCUCCCACUCCGCCACGCUGGCCGCUCUCACCGGCUCUGCCAUCUCCAACACUGUCAAGGAGGAGCAGUCCGGUAAUACACACACUCAGUACUCAUAAUACGCUCACACUAUUUAGAUAAAUAUUGUUUCACACUCAGUUAAAUGUGUAAUAACCAGGCAGUGAAAAUUAUGAUUGAAUCCAUUAUCCUCAUCACAUUGCACAUUCUGCGAUUCACACUUCACGUCCGUAGGCCUGUAUAUUUAUGUUGUGUGUUGAAGCAGGUCUUUGCUCCUCUUCCAUAGCAGUGAACACUAGCUGUGGCCUCCCUCUGAAGACCCUGAGGAAGACGCCCAUGUAUGUGUGUGGGACCUCUCUGGUGAUGCUGGCGUCUCCGCCCGGCGUGUCUGGCAGCUCUACCACACGCUCCCUGUUUGGAGGCACCAGCGGCCUGUCCUCCCUGAAGAGUAAGAUCAGACAUUUUCAUCUUCACUGGGAAUCUCUGUUGUGUUUUAAGCAAGUCUCUUUUCUCUCUACUGUCAGUGGUAUAUUUGUUGACUGCUUUCCUCUCUUUCUCUGACCAGUCCUCUCCUCCAGUCUGGUGUUUAACCUAGCUGAUGGUCAGUUCAGCAGCCGGGCAGACCUCAUUGAUGCCCCUGGCAGUUCUCUGGGCAGGGGUGCCCAGGUGUCAGGGUUAGGUAAGCUCCUGUUCAGGAAUUAUUUUUUUCAGUGUGAACUGAAAUGUAUAGAUAAGUGCAGCACUUAUUUGUGUUGUAACCCCUGCACCAUUUCCUAUGUGCUUGUAGGAGCCUGCUAUGACGCCCUCAACAACUUGAUCUGGACCUGCUCCAGUGACUACAUGGACCAGUGGUGUAACCCUGGCAACCAGGCCUUCCAUCACGUGUGCCAUAGGCUUGGCGUCAGCCAUGUCAUCAAAGAACCCAAAGGUAACCAAAACAGCCCUACUCCUGUUUACCAAUCAACGUUGACCUCAAGUGAUGUGCUGCAGAAUCAUAGGCUAAAUAGUGUCUGAAUCAGCUUCUCCAUUCAUGUCAGAUCAGGCAGUUAAUAGUUACUACCCUCCCUUCCUCUCUCCCUGCUGCAGAGGAGACUGUGGCCACCGGUGAGGUGAUCAACCAGCUGCUUCACCAUGUGGGCGCCAUGUGCAUCCACCAGCUCAACCUGCUGGCAGCCAGCAGCAGCCUGCCCCUGGGCACCCUCCUGGGCAAGCAGCACCCUAUCGAUGCUCGCCACUUCAGCAGCAUCUGUGACAUCAUGGAGAAAGCCAUGGUCAAUGGGGACACCUGCAUCAUCCACUGCAUCCUGGUGGUGUUCCAGGUACGGUGGAGCUGGAGAUCCAGCCUGCUACUGUGAUGCUACCUGUAGCCCAACUGACGUCUAAAUCACUCAUAUUUACACAUUGGUGUUUGUUGUUCAGGUGGUGUUCAGGUUCUUCAACCCUCAGUCGGCGAAGAACAGGGAGAGCGUGCAGCGUUCAGGUCUGCUCCUGUGGCAGCUGCUCAUGGCGCCUGUGGAUCAGAUCGGAGCAGAGAUCCAGGCAGAAGUGUGCCUGGCUAUCAGGUAAACACAACUCAGUACAGCACAAAGCCAUAACCGUAAACACAGGACACACAUAAAGACAUGAACUUUGAGACAACUAUCAGUCCCUUGAUUGACAUCUACGGUCUCGUCUCUGUCUAUCUCUCCCUCUCUGUAGCUCGGGUUUGAAUACCUUGUAUCAGGGGGAGUCUGAACUUAACAACCUGCUGAAGCUGGUCCUGACAGAAGGUGAUAGUUGCAACCUACUCAUUGGGUUUUAUGCACACUCUUAACACAUACUAAUAAUUUUCGUAUAGUGCUUGUAUCUGGUACAAUGGAGUUGCUGAAUGUGGUCUGUGUGUAUGCAUCUGUGUGAUCUUUAGGGGAGAGGAACAGUGGUCUGUCUCAGCUCCGUGAUGUCAUCCUCACCAACCUGGCUGACCAGCUGCAGAAAAAUCGCUUUGGGAGUGACGAAGAUGACCUCUACAGGUAGAGCACAGCUAUUGCAGAGAUUUGCUCAACACUUUGCAAUUUCUUGUAUUCCUGCUAGAAAAAUAACUCCCAAUUCCUCCCCUAACCAGAGCUAAAGGGUUUCACUGAGUAACCUGAUGCCAUAAAAUGUUCUAUCCCAUUAAUAAUAAUGCAAUAUGACACUGUCUCUCUGUAUAAGAGGGUUGUUCAGCUGAAUCAUUCUGAACAUCUCUCUCCUGUGUUUCCCCUUCAGACUCGGUGAUGAACUCCUGCACUGUAUCCUGAAGACCGUUGUCCGUGAAUCCUGCUGCCUUAUCACCAAAUGUCAGACUGUCGCUAGGGACGACUUCCAGAAGCUUCUCUCCACUGUGCCAGUAUGUGUCUCUGUCGCUGCUCAACUACACCAAGGAUCAACUGGGCUUUGUCUGGUCAGACCGUCUGUUGUCUAAUCAACAGUAGAUUGUGUGUUAGCUCUUGUAUACUGACUUGUAGUCCCCUUCCCUCCUUCCCCUCUACCAGGUGGCCUCAUCAAGCCUGCGCUACCUCAUGGCUGUUCAGAACCACCUGCUUAGCAACACCAUUCUAAUCCGCCCCGACGACAACGACGACAGUGACAACUCCCUACAAGGGGAAACAAUGAAGGUACAGGUAAACACCCCCUUUAAAUACCCCUACUGCUGUCUGUCCAUGUGGAGUCAAUAUGUCCACCCCUCUCUUCUCUUCCUUUCUCUCGCUCUCCCUCUCUCUGAGCGAGGAAAUGUUAAAUCAUGACACAGCAUAGCCACCCCAUUUAGCAUAUUCAACAGUAAGUCCUUUUUGCUCAGAUAGUGCUUUUAUCUAUGGGUGUUUGUUUUCUUACCCACAGGCACAUAGUAGAGCUGCGAGUGUACAUUUUGUUAGAGUAUAUGUGGUUGUUUUUCCUGUUGGAAGCAAGUAGGCACUGUUACGGAAGCGUUGCCUUUUCUGUGUGUGGUUUCCAGGAGCUGCAGACCAGCAUCCUGUCGCUGGCCACCAAGAUCCUGGUGGGGUGUGAUGAGGUGCUGGAGACCAUGCAGCAGGUGACUACCGCCCUCAUCAACAGUGACAUCACCGACCGAGAGACCAGGUGACCAUCUCCCCCCACCUCUCUGCUUUACCUGUUACCCGUCUACCUGUUACCUAUCUACCUGUCAUUUUACCCGUUGUCUGCCUACCCCUAGCCCUCAACCUGUUGCCUGUGUAGUUCCAUGUUUCCUUUGUUUGCAUUUCCCUUUCUAUCUGCCUCUUCUUCUACAUACCUCUCAUCCCACUUUUCUCUCUCAUCCUCUUUCCUCCUCUUCCUCUCUCCUCCUCCCCCUCUCUCCUCUUCGUCUCUCCUCCUGGGCCGCAGGCUGAAGGGCUUGGAGCAGAUUACCAAGGCUACAAUGCUGGGGCACCUGCUGCCGGUUCUGCUCACCUCUCUGAUGCACCCCAACCUGCAGACACUCGCACUCGCCGACGCCCUCAUGCCCCAACUAGUGCAGCUAGUCCUCUACACCAGCCAGGUGGGGGCGCUCAAACAAACAGUGACCAGUCUCACCUCAAUGCAGAUAUUUCUUAUCUGGUUUAGAACUUGUGGCUGUCAUCUCUAGUUUCUGUGUUGGAAUAUGGGUAGACAUAUGGUGAUUGUUAAAUGAAGGUUGAUGAUAAUUGGGAAGGAGAAUAAGUAUACACUACCGGUCAAAGUUUUAGAACACCUACUCAUUCAAGGGUUUUUCUUUAUUUUUACUAUUUUCUACAUUGUAGAAUAAUUGUGAAGACAACAAAACUAUGAAAUAACACAUAUGGAAUCGUGUAGUAACCAAAAAAGUGUUAAACAAAUAUAUUUUAUAUUUGAGAUUCUUCAAAUAGCCACCAUGUGCCUUGAUGACAGCUUUGCACACUUGCACACCAGCUUCACCUGGAAUGCUUUUCCAACAGUCUUGAAGGAGUUCCCACAUAUGUUGAGCACAUGUUGGCUGCUUUUCUUUCACUCUGCGGUCCGUCUCAUCCCAAACCAUCUCAAUGUACCUUCUUGGUAAAAUAGCCCUUACACAGCCUGGAGGUGUGUUGGGUCAUUGUCCUGUUGAAAAACAAAUGAUAGUCCCACUAAACCCAAACCAGAUGGGAUGGCGUAUCGCUGCAGAAUGCUGUGGUAGCCAUACUGGUUAAGUGUGCCUUGAAUUCUAAAUAAAUCACAGACAGUGUCACCAGCAAAGCACCCCCACACAAUAACACCUCCUCCUCCAUGCUUUACUGAGGGAAAUAUACAUGCGGAGAUCAUCCGUUCACCCACACUGCGUCUCACAAAGACACAGCGGUUGGAACCAAAAUUCUCCAAUUUGGACUCUAGACCAAAGGACACAUUUCCACCGGUCUAAUGUCCAUUACUCGUGUUUCUUGGCCCAAGCAAGUCUCUUUUUCUUAUUGGUGUCCUUUAGUAGUGGUUUCUUUGCAGCAAUUCGACAAUGAAGGCCUGAUUCACACGGUCUCCUCUGAACAGUUGAUGUUGAGAUGUGUCUGUUAAUUGAACUCUGUGAAGCAUUUAUUUGGCCUGCAAUUUCUGAGGCUGGUAACUCUAAUGAACUUAUCCUCUGCAGUGGAGGUAACUCUGGGUCUUCCAUUCCUGUGGCGGUCCUCAUGAGAGCCAGUUUCAUCAUAGCGCUUGAUGGUUUUUGCGACUGCACUUGAAGAAACUGUCAAAGUUCUUAAAAUGUUCAGUAUUGACUGACCUUCAUGUCUUAAAGUAAUGAUGGACUGUCGUUUCUCUUUGCUUAUUUGAGCUGUUCUUGCCAUAAUAUGGACUUGGUCUUUUACCAAAUAGGGCUAUCUUCUGUAUACCCCCCAACCUUGUCACAAUACAACUGAUUGGCUCAAACGCAUUAAGAAGGAAAGAAAUUCCACAAAUUAACUUUUAAGAAGGCACACCUGUUAAUUGAAAUGCAUUCCAGAUGACUACCUCAUGAAGCUGGUUGAGAGAAUGCCAAGAGUGUGCAAAGCUGUCAUCAAGGCAAAGGGUGGCUAUUUGAAGAAUCUCAAAUAUAAAAUAUAUGUUGAUAUGUUUAACACUUUUCUGGUUACUAUUUGAUUCUAUAUGUGUUAUUUCAUAGUUUUGAUGUCUUCACUAUUAUUCUACAAUGUAGAAAAUAGUAAAAAUAAAGAAAAACCCUUGAAUGAGUAGGUGUUCUAAAACUUUUGUAGUGUAUAUUUAUAUGGGUUUCUCCUGGUCAUUUCCCAGACUGCUCUGCUGCUGAAGACCCAGUCUCCUCUCUUCACUGACAGCACUCCACUGGUAGGAGGGCCGCUGGGCCAAAAGACGCCUGCUGCUGCUGCUGAUGACAGGUAAGUGCACUCACUUUCCUCUUUGUUGGCCAAGUUUAUCAGGACCAGAAGCCUUGUUUUCCAAGUGUGUUUGUGUAUCUCUGUCCCUGACGACUGUUCCUCUGUCCCCGAUGACUCUUCCUCUGUCCCCGAUGACGGUCUGUCCUACUUCAGCUUUAGAAUCCUAGAUGAGCGGGAGGAGCCAGGCUUCCUAACAGGCCUGAAGAUCCCUGCCCCAUGGGCUGCUGGGAAGACGGUGGAGACGGUCCACCCGGUGCGAGACAACUAUAAGUUCAAAGAGACGGUACACAUUCCAGGAGCACGCUGCCUCUACCUGCGCUUCGACUCCCGCUGCUCCUCACAGUACGACUACGACAAGGUGACCAAUCCCUGCACCUCUACACCCCACAUCACAUUUCCUUGUUAAAGCUAUGGCAUAACAUAGUAUUAACUCUUUCUUGAACUGUAUUGUUGGUUAAGGGCUUGUAAGUAAGCAUUUCACGGUAAGGUCUACACCUGUUGUAUUCGGCACAUGUGACAAAUAAAAUUGGAUUUGAUUUUGUAUUGCAAAGCUCUAUGAGGAAGAGUAUUUUCUUGAUAUUUUCUCUGCUGUGUUCCAGUUGGUGAUGUAUGCCGGGCCCAACACAAACAGUCGCAAGGUGACUGAGUAUGGAGGCAACACUCUGGGUUAUGGCAGUCGCAGUGUCCUGGGGACAGGUUGGCCCAAAGACCUGGUCAAGGUGGAGGGGGACACAGUGACGUUCUCCUUUGAGAUGAGGAGUGGGCGCGAGCACAACACCCCAGACAAAGCCAUGUGGGGGUUCUCCUGCACUGUCCGAGCCCAGGUACACACAGCUGUGGAGUUGGAUCACUGACACAAUGUUGUAAAUACAGCAUGAGUUCUGGCAUGUUGCUGUCAUGUUGGACAUACACACCCAGACGUUGUUAUAUUGUUACAUUGAACAGUUUCUGUUUUCCCACUCCAGGAGUCAUCAGAGGAUGUCUCUGGGGGUCUCCCCUUCCUGGCAGACCUGGCGUUGGGUCUGUCUGUACUAGCCUGCUCCAUGCUCCGCAUCCUUUACAACGGACCUGAAGUAACACGAGAGGAGGACGCCUGCCAUGACCUACUCUGCUCCAAGCUGCUCCAAAGGUGACACAGCAUAAAUGGAGAAUGAUACAGAGCACACACUAUAGAUGGCACAAAUACACUGCAAUGUAGCAGUACAGUCAUAUAGGGCUAUAAUCAACGUAAUAAGAGUAAAAUAACACAGGUGACACAGCAGAGACUAACUGCUUUGUAUUUCCUUCAGGUGCCAAUGGCAGGUGGAGGCUAAUGGUGCCCUCUCUCCAGCCCUCACCCCCAGCCCCUCGCCCUUACCCCUCACCAUUGAGGAGGACCAGGAGUUCACCUACCCUUCUAACGUCCUCAUCCCUCCACCGGGCCUCAUGCCUGGGGCCUACUUUGACCUGCCCCGUAUCCGCCUGCCUCCAGGAAUCAUGGGCCGGCUACGAGAGGUGUCCGGCAGGGCGCGGCCACAGUUCCGUCCCAGCAUCAAGUAAGAAGGGGUGACGAUAUAUGUGGUCCUCUGUAGCUCAGCUGGUAGAGCAUGUCGCUUGUAACGCCAGGGUAGUGGGUUCGAUCCCCGGGACCACCCAUACGUAAAAAUGUAUGCACACAUGACUGUAAGUCGCUUUGGAUAAAAGCGUCUGCUAAAUGGCAUAUUAUAUUAUUAUUAUAUAUACGACAGGCUUGCACAACUGCCAUCCUAAUUCCAUUUUAACCAAUCAUUACUGUUGAUCCUUUUCUCCCCCUUUCUCUCUGACUUGCCUGUCAGGGAGGUCAUCAGGCCAGACGUUAUGGAGGAAGUCAUAGUGUCGUGUGUGAUAAAGCACCUGACACUGGUGGAUGCUCUCCAGUCACUCGUCAACUUCCAGUACCGUGAGGAGCACGCUGAGGAGUAUGACCUGCUCUGUAAGAUCAUGGCCGAGACCUUCAAGAAGAUCAACUCCAUGGAGCGCCAGCUGCAGGUACACAGGUGGCACAAGUCGGCUUUUCCCUCUCCAAGUCUGUGUAUGCGUGUAUAACUUGGUCUGUUGCCCCCCCCCCCCCCCCCCAGAGUGUAGCAGAGCUGGAACAGAAGUGGCAGAACGAGGUGGAGGAAGCUCAGCAGGGAAAGCUGGAGAACAAUGCUCCUUUCUUCCAUGACUACCACUUCUUUGAGGUACACAUCCCUCUACUGCUAAUUCUCCACAGAGUCUCUUAAAAUUGUACACUGUUCAGCUCACAUAAUUCGUUUUUGUUUCCCCAGAACAAAAUGAAGGAACUAGAAUUGCUGUGUUCACUAAAGGAGGUCCCACUGGACUGCAGUGAUUUGGAAAACGUUGUCCUCACACUGAGGUAAGACAUUGGAGAAGAGCGAAUUGAUAAUACAGAUGUCUGCUGAGGUAACAUCUACACUGCUUAGUUGAUACAUUUUCCUUCGUGUUGUCUUCUGGUUUGUGAUCUGAAUUUGUCCACAGGGAGAAGUUCUUCCAGGAGGUGAACUCCAUCCACUUGAAAGGUGCUGUGCCGCUGGCCAAAACCAAAGCCCUGGUGAAGAGCCUAAUGAACCGCACAGAGCUGCUGCUCCACGUCACCAUCGCUCCUCACUGCAGGAGCCUGACCACCACGCCUUCUGGCACACCAGGUACAACUCAGCUUACACCUUCCUACAUUACAUCUCCCCAGCCUACUACACAACCCCAGCCUGCACCUCCCCAGCCUACUACACUUCCCUAGCUUACACCUGCUCCUCUAUAGCCCUCCCCUGAUUUACCUUGACUGCCUGCAUGUAGUAUGAUGAAAUAGAGGUAACCGAUACUAUUUUUGUUGUUGUUGUUGCAGCCUGUAAGUCUGUGUCAGACACUAAGACGGUGGUCCCCGGGGUGAAGCAGCCAGUCUUCCUGCGCAGCGUGUCUGCACCCUCCGACCUGGAGAUGAUUGCCAACCAGGACCUGGAGUUCACACACAGCAGCCAAAGGUUCAUUGUACACUGACAUUUUUGAUGAUACAGAGAAAGUGGAUUACAAGCGUAACUACACUAAGUUGAUGAUGAAUGGAGAGAGUACUCACCUCUCCAGUUUGUUGUCCUCCCCUACUGUAGGAGGCGACACCACCCCACCAGUCACCGCAGCAGCUCCUUCACACUGCUGCAGUCUCUAGCCAUGGAGGACAGCCGGGACAAGCCAACGUACAGUGUGCUGCUGGGACAGCUCUUUGCCUUCAUAGGGACCACGCCCAACCAGUCUGUAAGUCCAGCCCUCUUCCACAAAGUCACUGCACAUACACACUGGAAUUGUUUUUGGUGCAAAAUGAUUAGAGAAGAUGAGUCUACCCAUAUUUUACCCUAAUUCUGCCUCCUCCAGGUGUCCAGCAGCAGUUUCCUAUCUGCAGCUCAGACACGGUGGAGGCGGGGCAGCACGAGGAAGCAGGCCUUGGUUCACAUGAGGGAGCUGCUCACCGCUGCAGUCAGGGUGGGCGGGGUCACUCACCUGGUGGGCCCUGUUACCAUGGUGCUGCAGGGAGGGCCAAGGUAAGGGAUGGACACAGACACACUCACACACAAACCUACCAUGAAUAUAACAUUCUGAAAGAAAAUUCUGUUUUAUAAAUGUAUGUGUAUCUGUGUGUGUCCUCUGCAGGAUCGAAGAGCUGACAUGUGGGGGAAUGGUGGAGCAGGUGCAGGAGGCCUUUGGGGAGACCAUGACGUCUGUAGUGUCACUAUGUGCCCGCUACCCCAUUGCUUGUGCUAACAGUAUCGGCAUGCUCUGCACCAUCCCCUAUACCAGGCAAGACAAUUAUUCUCUAUCUUCUGAAAUCCUCAUGUUACUCUUGGAAAACUGCUUUGUAACUGCUUUUGUAACAAACAACUCACCUCAUUCUCUUGGCACCCAAAAAUGCCUGACUUCCAAGAAUUGCCAUCCUAUAAACCCCCACCCGUCUGGCCCUGUGUUCCUGUAGGAGUGAGGAGCAGUGCCUGGUGCGCAGUGGUCUGGUCCAGCUGAUGGACCGCCUGUGCAGCCUGAGUGGCCAGAGGGACUGCAGCUCCAAUGAGAAGCAGACCAAGAAGCAGAAGGUGGCCACCAUGGCCUGGGCUGCCUUCCAGGUGCUUGCCAACCGCUGCAUCGAGUGGGAGAAGGUGGAAGGUAUGCAAUAUUGUUUUUUUUGGGAGGGUAGGAACUUAUCACCAUGUGAAGCAGGUAGCUCACUCUAAAAAAUUAAGAGAUCUUCCUGCGCUCAAGCAGAACAUACUGUAUAAGUACAUUUUAGUCAGAUGUUUCCAAUGUCUUGAUACUGCACUGAGCCUUUAGCUAAAGAGGAAAGUUUGAAAGACUGUCUUAAUGUCUUCAGGGUCUACUACCAAAGUGAGGACAAGAUGCAGAAGAAUAGUUGCAGGUAAAAGUUAGGCAAGCUUGGCAAAAGUUGAGUUAGGCGAAUAAUUCAGAAACCAGAGGAAAGAUGGGUAGACUUAAAAUAGCUUAUGUUCAAAAACAUAAGUAUGACUUCAUCUUUGAGGAUCUUUGCAUAUAGAUAAUCAGACUUUAAGAUGCAACCUCACAUCAGUGUUUUUCUACAGUAACAAUCAGUGUGUGGUGAUUCUAGCUACUACAGAAAUCCCUCUACCCCUCUCUAAAGGUGGUUCAACAGAUGCGGUGCAUUCAGGUCUGGCCCGGCAGGUGUCCAGCCUGCUGACCAACCACCUGGCCAGAGCCACAGAGUGCUGUGGUAACCAGGCAGCAGGGAACGACGCCCUGCAGGAUGUCCUCAGCCUGCUCAACGACCUGUCCAGGUAAACACCACCAGACAACAGGACAACACCUUAAACAAACUCCGAUCAACAUGAGGGCUCGAUGUUAUUUUGUGUACUGUGUUUUAGAAAUUACUGUUAGGGUGUUGUCUUCUAAUUCUUCCUGAUUGUCUGUUGCUUCUCCAGGAGCCACAUAGGGAAGGCCAUCCUGAGCCAGCCAGCCUGUGUGUCCAAACUCCUGUCCCUGCUGCUGGACCAGCGGCCGUCUCCCAAGCUGGUGCUGAUCAUCCUGCAGCUGUGCCGUGCUGCCCUGCCCCUGAUGAGUGUGGAGGACUGUGGUAACGUGGCACUACCCUCCUGGAGCUACUCCAUCAACACCCUGGAUGCUGAGCAGCAGGACGCCACCGACCCCGCCUCGCGCAUCGCUGCCCUGCUGCUGGCCAAGCUGGCUGACUACGUAGUACCAGGUAGGACCCUUUGGUCUCGACAUGUUGGUCAGGAGAUCUCUGGUCUCAGUGCUCUUUCUAACACCAUGUCCCUCACCAGGCUGCCAGACCCUGCUGUCCCCCAGCUCCUCAGAGCCAGACACCAGCCUGAGCCGCUCCAGCCCCAAGGGAACCCUGAAGUCUGAUAAGGACGCUGGGGAGGAGAGCGAGGCUGUGGAUGGCAAAUUGUCCAUCUUUAUCCACAAGAGGGAGGACCAGUCCUCUCAUGAGGUGCUCCAGCCACUGCUCAGGUAAGACUCAUCAUAAUAUCUCCUGACACCUUUUGUGUGCCAAACCAUCCAUGCAGUUUCCCUGACAUUUUCUUUCUGGUGGCCAGCAGCAGUUCAGAGGGCCGGCCAUUCCGCCUUGGAACUGGAGCCAACAUGGAGAAGGUGGUGAAGAUGGACAGAGACAUGACCAAGGUAAGGCCUGUUUAAUGUGGCUGCAUAUGUCAUUUGGGUGUGACUAAGUGAAAGAAUAGUGAAGAAUUAAAACUUGUGAAGGCAUGUUCAUUAAUCAUACCAUUAUUCCUGGCUGAUCUGCUCCUUCUCUCUCUGUCCUUCUUCACCCCACCAGAGUGGGAGCUGUGAGGUAAUCACCGAGGAGGCUGCAGCCGCCCUGAGGAAGGCCAAUAAGUGGUCCCAGUCUGGGCUGAUAGUGAGCGUGGGCCCGCCUGUGGAGGCUCUGGCCCAGGAGGCCGCUGGAGGAGUCACCACGGGGGACAAGAAGAAGACCGCUCAGACCGCUGUGUGUCGGGACAGGAACUCUGAACUGGCCAGGUCAGUCUGACACUCGAGCUGUGCAAACGUUAGAUUAUGCAUUUUUCAUAACAGUAAUACUAGUGGAAUUACAAACGGUCACAAAACUGCUCCACUAGUAGAACAUAAGAAAACUGUCACAAAACUGCUCCACUAGUAGAACAUAAGAAAACUGUCACAAAACUGCUUUCCUCUGAAGGGCUUAAUUUAUUAUUACCCCACCAGAUAUUACAGGUGCAAGGACAAUAUUUCAUUAGAAUUGUUUUCUUUCAAGGAGAAUCCAAACCCGUUAUCAGAACUUGACUGUAAUGUCAUCUUCACUGAAGACUAUGAUGAUAUCCACUUAACAUAAAUACAAAAAGCAUCCUAUGAGGGGUUGACCGCUGAUGAUCAACUACUAAUGGCAAUGAACUCUUUCCAAACGGGCAAAUCUCCUGGCUUUGAUGGUAUACCAAUGGACGUGUACAGGGUAUUUUUUACAGAAAUCAAAGAACCUUUGCUCGCCUGGUUUUUCAUUCGAACAGGGUGAACUAACAACAACCCAAUGACAGUGCCUGAUUACAUUACUAUUGGAGCAGGAGGCAAAUGGCCAAAAAAAAACUGGAGACCGCUCACUUUAUUGUGCUGUGACACCCGUAUUCUAUCAAAAUGUUUAGCACUUAGAAUAGUGCAACUCAAUAGUAGGAAGGUGUUCCUAAUGUUUGGUAUACUCAGUGCAUUCAGAAAGUAUUCAGACCGCUUUACUUUUUCCACAUUUUGUUACGUUACAGCCUUAUUCUAAAAUUGAUUAAAUUGUUUUUUUCCCUCAUCAAUCUACACACAAUACCCCAUAAUGACAAAGCAAAAACAGGUUUUCAGACCCUUUACUCAGUACUUUGUUGAAGAACCUUUGGCAACAUUUACAGCCUCGAGUAUUCUUGGGUAUGACGCUACAAGCUUGGCACACCUGUAUUUGGGGAGUUUCUCCCAUUCUUCUCUGCAGAUCCUCUCAAGCUCUUUCAGGUUGGAUGGGGAGCGUCACUGCACAGCUAUUUUCAGGUCUCUCCUGAGAUGUUAGAUAGGGUUCAAUUCUGGGCUCUGGCUGAGCCACUCAAGGACAUUCAGAGACUUGUCCCGAAGCCCCUCCUGCGUUGUCUUGGCUGUGUGCUUAGGGUCGUUGUCCUGUUGGAAGGUGAACCUUUGCCCCAGUCUGAGGUCCUGAGCGCUCUGGAGCAGGUUUUCAUCAAGGAUCUCUCAGUACUUUGUUCUGUUAAUCUUUCCCUCGAUCCUGACUAGUCUUCCAGUCCCUGCCCCUGAAAAACAUCCCCACAGCAUGAUGCUUCCACCACCGUUCUUCACCGUAGGGAUGGUGCCAGGUUUCCUCCAGAUGUGAUGCUUGGCAUUCAGGCCAAAGAGUUCAAUAUUGGUUUCUUCAGACCAGAGGAUCUUGUUUCUCAUGGUCUGAGAGUCCUUUAGGUCUGAGAGUCCUUUUACUGAGGAGUGGCUUCCGUCUGACCACUUUACCAUAAAGGCCUGAUUGGUGGCGUGCUGCAGAGAUGGUUGUCCUUCUGGAAGUUUCUCCCAUCUCCACAGAGGAACUCUGGAGCUCUGUCAGAGUGACCAUCGGGUUCUUGGUCACCUCCCUGACCAAGGCCCUUCUCCCCCGAUUGCUCAGUUUGGCCGGGUGGCCAGCUCUAGGAAGAGUCUUGGUGGUUCCAAACUUCUUCCAUUUAAGAAUGAUGGAGGCCACGGUGUUCUUGGGGACCUUCAAUGCUGCAGAAAUGUUUUGGUACCCUUCCCCAGAUCUGUGUCAAUCCAGUCUCGGAGCUCUACAGACAAUUCCUUCGACCUCAUGGCUUAUGCUCUGACAUGCACUGUCAACUGUGGGACUUUAUAAAGACAGGUGUGUGCCUUUCCAAAUCAUGUCCAAUCAAUAUAAUUUACCACAAGUGGACUCCAAUCAAGUUGUAGAAACAUCUCAAGGAUGAUCAAUGGAAACAGGAUGCACCUGAGCUCAAUUUUGAGACUCAUAGCAAAGGGUCUGAAUACUUAUGUAAAUAAGGUAUUUCUGUUUUGUUUCUAAAAACCUGCUUCCGCUUUGUCAUUAUGGGGUAUUGUGUGAAGAUUGAUUUAAUCCAUUUUAGAAUAAGGCUCUAACGUAACAAAAUGUGGAAAAAGGGAAGGGGUCUGAAUACUUUUCGAACGCGCUGCAUGUACAAAUCAUAAUUAAAAUCAGUUACUGGCAGCAAUACCAACAGAAUGGAAGAUAAAGUUCAGGGAAAGAAAAGAGAAACUGUUUGUAGACAUAUUAAAUCUCACAGAUGGUUAACUACAGAUAAAAUUCAUAAAGACGUAUAAUUUUGAUACUCCUAUCCCUAGGAAACAGGCUUUUGGUUUGAUUUAUAAAACAUAAUUAGACUCCACUAUCCGAAUGUUUCAGUUGAAGUUGAUUUUGUUACACAUCUUCUGGUAUUGACCCAUAGUUGCUCACUUUUGUGCAAAAGUACAAGAGUGGUUACUCCCUGUUUUACAUGUUUUUGUGACAUCUUCAUAAACAGUUAUAUUGGGUGACUUAAGGGACAGAUGCAACACGAUAUACAAUCUCUUGAUUCAGCUGGGGAAGUUUUUCAUUUUUAAAACGUAUUGGAUUCUUUAAAAAUAACUGUCAAACACUAUUAUACACUAGAAGGAUUGAUUGCAAAAGAAAGUGGGAGGUCGUGGGGCCUGAUUUUAUUUCAUAGACAAAGGAAAGGUGCUCCUUGAUCGCCAGUCGUAUGGCAAUUCCAGUUGUUGGUUCAUUUGUUUGUUUAGUUGUAUUUAUUGUGAUAUUGUUUUUUGUAUGUAAUUCAUGUUUAUGUUCUUUGUAGUUUGUUAGGGUAAUUGCUUGUUUGUCCACUUGUGUGUGUCCACCACACCGAGGUAGUGGGCUGAAGAGGGUGAGGUGUUCUGGGGGAGAUUUGAAGGGUACUACAAAAAAGCCUAGGAAAGAAAUACCCCCCCAAAAAUGUCAAAGUAUUUUUUAUAAUAAAGAAACCUUUUAAUAAUAAAACAUAGUUUAGUCCCCCAAAUGUGUGGAGGUGGGGAAAAAAUUUAAUAAAUCAAUACUAUCGGAAUUGAAUCUGCUGUACUAGUUUUAGUUAACCACUGGGGGGAGUGGUUCUGACCAGUCUCCUCUCUCUCCCUCCACUGUUCAGGUCUGACCCAAUCAGGCCCUUCAUCAGUGGCCAUGUGGCCAACAGUAUGGCUGCUGAGGUUAUUGCCCUGCUGCACAGCCUGCUCACAGCACCCGAAUCCAACACCGCCCAGAUCUGGACCAGCACUGCAGAGAAGGUAAAGCACCAUGCCAGUUCCAUGUCAUUCUAAGAAUAUACUGUAUAUUAAGGUCAUAGUUAUAACACAUGGACUUAACGCUGCUGAUGACUGUGCCAGGUGCUGUCUAGAGCGCUGAUGUUCAUCCCUCAGCUGGGGAAGUAUGCUGAGAGCAUCCUGGAGAACGGAAGCAGUAGCAGCAGGAAGCUGGCUAAACUCCAGGCCAUUGGCAGGCAGGCUGUGGCGGCACUCUGCGCCCUCGGAGGCUUUAAGGAGACCAUCAAGAUCGGCUCAGAGGUCCAGGUGGGUUAGGAGAAUAAAUUGAUAGAUCCAUUAGAAGACUUAGCAAUAUAAGUUGUUGUACCUGUCUCUGGUGAAAUUCACAUGCUGGCUACCAACAACACUAAACCAGGCCAACAGUGCUGUGGGCAGAAAGACCUAUAGCAGUGAAUGGUCUGUCAGUGAAUGUUUCUCUUCAUGGUCCAUCUGCUCCCCCAGGUGGUGGGGAAAGGAGUGCUGGGCAGCGUGGGCCUGGUCAUGUCCAUCAACGAGCAGGAGGGCCUGGCCACGGUUAAGUUCCCUUCCUGCGAGUACAGGAAGGCCUGCAAGUCCUCCGACAUCCUGACGGUGCCCAUCUCCCGCCUCUGCACUCCCCGCUCUGAGGUAAGGACGGCAGGUUAGAGAAGUCACAUGCGACUAAUGCACGCGACUAACGCAUGUAACUCGACUGGAAAUGAUGCAAGUGCACAAAAGGCUUUAAUGUAUGAUGGUAGACUCAUUUAAUGUGCUCUUCUCAUCCCUGUCCCUCUCCCCUUCCCCUCUCUCUCCCAGGCGCUGCCCCUCUACAAGCUGUCCAUCACAGAGAAGGUGGUGCAGGCGGUACAUUCCAUGCUCCUGCCACAGGAGGGCAGUCUGUCCAUCCACACAUCCCUCCCCGCCUCAGGAGAUGGCUCUAGUCCUGUCAUGGCCGCUGUCCGACUGCUGGCUGAAAUCAGGACCAGGUAAAUCACUAAUGAGGACAUUACCUCAGUCAAGAAGUUUUGCUGCUCCGCCAAGUGUCUCUCUGCACCUGUACGUCAUAUAUUUGUUUUGCUUAGGUUUAAAUGUGUGUUUUGUGUUUGGCUCCCAGGGCAUGUCUGGUGAUGGCCCAGCUCCUGGAGGACAGCUCAUUCUGUGAAGAGUUCAUCCAGCAGUGUCCUGCUGCUGUGGAGGUGCUUAACCUAGUGGCCCAGGAGUGCAGUCCUGGUGAGUGACCGCCCACUCUCACCCAGUAGCAUAGUGCUCAAUGAUGACACACAACUUCUGCAAUGCAGCCUGACUGUACUUUUACCGGCCAUAUUUUCCUAUAUGACCAUAGUAUUGAUUCUGCUGUGUUGUGCAGGGGAGCGUCUGGGCAUGGUCGAGGCACAGUGUGAGCGAGUGAGGAUGCUGUACCGAGACUGCGCUCGACCGCCACCCCCUCCCCUCCAGACAGACAAGUGCCAGGUGGGUGUCACUGAAGCCUCUCUACUCAUUGAUCUACUGAGGUCUACUGAUCUAAUAACUGACAUAAAACCAUACUAGGAAUUUUUGAGGGAUGAAGGGAUUCAGUUUGAGGGGCUUCCUUAUGCUCUCUGCUCCGCUCCAUACCUCUCCCUAGCCCAAGGAGAUUACAUGGAGUCCAUCCAGAGUGUUCCCUCCGGUGCGUGCCUGCAUGUUCUCAUCCCGCCUCACCUCCGUCACCUUCCUGGCCGACCCCAGUGCUGGAGGAGGCCUGCCCAGGGGAACCUUCAUCUAUGCCACCUCACCUGUACCUGUUCAGGUGGGCACCCCUGCAUUUACUGGAUGUCUUGGGAAUGGCACAUGCUAGGUUUUAUAUGAAUGAUAAUUCAGUUUUGCAUGGUUAUGAAGCAGGCUGACUAAUUCAUCUUCCUCUCCCUCUUUUUCCUGUAGGCUCCUUCCUUUUACUGGGAAAUAGAGAUUGUCUCCUAUGGAGACUCGGAAGACGACAGCGGCCCUAUUGCGUCUUUUGGCUUUGCCACAGAGGCGGAGAAGAGAGACGGAGCAUGGACCAACCCUGUUGGCACCUGCCUCUUUCACAAGUAUGUGCUCCUAUUUGACAUAUGUAAUCUCUGUGAGGUUUCCCACUGCCCUGUCUAUGACUGAGUGCUGACCUUUCUCUCCUUUCUUUUUCAUCCUCCCCCUCUGUCUCUGUGUUUCUCCCCUUCAGUAAUGGUAGGGCGGUACACUAUAAUGGCUCCAGUCUGCUGCAGUGGAAGAGUGUGAGGCUGGACGUGGCCCUACUUCCUGGUGAGAUGGGAAACAAUCCUCUCAUCUAGUUUCAUAAUAUCACCUACCUCCUAUUUUUCCAUCAUUCAUUUGACUUUUUUGCUUAUGGAACCAAUGUGUAUCGCAUAUUUAUCACAUUUUGGUGAAACAUCUGAUUUUGAACAACAUGUACUGUAUCUUGGAUGGUGACCAUUCUCUUCCUGCUUACAGGGGAUGUGGCGGGCAUUGGCUGGGAGCGCUCCGAGGGCACACCUCCACCCCCUGGCCAGGCCCCUAAAGGGCGGGUCUACUUCACCUACUGUGGCCAGCGCCUCAGCCCCUUCCUGGAGGACGUAGCAGGGGGCAUGUGGCCUCUGGUGCACAUUCAGAAGAAGGUGGGUCUUUAUGCCUGGACAUGUAAAACAAGAUAAAAAGUUAAACUAAAUAAAGCCUAAUUGAUUCAGCUGCUGUGUGUCAUCAUGGUGUGUUUUGCAUUUUGUUUAGAACACAAAGAUUCGUGCCAACUUUGGUUGCCGGGCAUUUGCGUACGCAGAGGGCCAAGCACACCGCAAUGCUGCAGACUUCUGUGUCGACCUGGCAGAGGAAAUCAGUGCUAACUUCGAGGCCCUCCCCUUCGCCAUGGCAUCCGACAGCGACAAUGAUGCGGGUGCUAGUGUGGCAUCUGACUCUGGGUCCCACGGACCCCCCUGUCGGAUCGCUGCGGUAGCAGUUGCCCAGCAACGUAUGUUCCUAUCACCUUCCCCCUUCCCCUUGCACGAAAUGCAUGUGUCUCAGUUAAAACCUUUGAUUUGGUUUGGUGUGCCAUUGUCUGAUUGCAUGAUGUUCUGGACAGUGGUCCCAUCUGGUCACUUAACAUAAAGUAUAUUGUUUUACUUAAAGGCCCAGUGCUGUCAAAAACAUGAUUUUCCUGUGUUUUAUAUAUAUUACCACACUAUGAGGUUGGAAUAAUACUGUAAAAUUGUGUAAAUGAUGAUAAUGCCCUUUUAGUGUAAGAGAUGUUUGAAAAUGAAUUUGACUGUUUUGGUGGGAUGGAGAUUUGGCUCUCCUGGUGACAUCACCAAUAAGAACGUUUCCCCUCCUCACACAGACCACUCCCAGACAGUCCUAGCUAAAUUAUUCCUUGAGAAAUUGCUUGAUUGCUAAGAAGCAAUUUCUGUCUCUUUUUUAAAAUGUUAAUUGAAAACAAUCACAGUAAGGUACUUACAAAUGUUUCCCAGAAAUUAUUUGAUAUUGAAAUAGCUGCAUUGGACCUUUAACCUGGUGUGAUUUCAGUCCUCUGUCAUGUUUGCUGUUUGGUCAACCCCACCUUGCCCCCACAGUGCUAACCCUCACCCUCCUCACUGUCUGGUCUGUGUAUAAGUGUCUCCUAGUUGGUAGCGUUUGUAAGAACUGCUUUGUUGUUUGUCCUCCCCUGUCGGGACAGAGUACAACAGUGACUCGUCGUGCCUCUACAAGGUAGAGCUGAGCUACGAGAACCUGGUCACCUCAGGGCCUGAAGCACACCCCCCGCUUAUCGCUGACGAUGAAAGUGAUGACGAAGAUGAUGACGAUGUCCACAGGGUGAGUUGAAGAUCUUGCUUAUGGUUCUGAGAAGAGCCUUCAAAUAACACAUUAACUUUUUGGUAUCCUGUUUUUUCCACUGUUGGCAUGAAUGUACUGUUUCCCCCCACCCAGGAGGACCACUAUGCCCUGCUGGUGAAGGCCUGGGAGACCAAGGUGUUCCCCACCAUCCGCCGACGCUUCCGCAACGAGGCAGAGAGGAAGUCUGGUCUGGACCAGAUCAAGGGAGCACUGCAGCUGGGUGAGGAAUUAUGUCUCUCGUUUCUGCUUCUCUGCUCUUUUAGCAGCUUGAGACACUCACUCGCUGAAAACCAGGUGGUAAAAGAGGUGAUCAACCCUGUAGCUCUGUUUGACCUUUUUGAGAGGGAUGUUUUUUGACGUUUGUUCUUUGUGGUGUUUUUAUUGCUUGAAAUGUUGUGCAGGCAUGGUUGACAUAGCCCGGCAGACAGUGGAGUUCCUGUAUGAAGAGAACGGGGGUAUCCCCAGGGACCUCUACCUCCCCACCAUCGAGGACAUCAAGGAUGAGGCCAACAAGUUCACCAUCGACAAAGUCCGCAAAGGUACCCUGCACUUGCACUCACCACCAUGCCAGAGGCCUCGGUUAUUGAACCGUUUGUUUUCAUCAUCUUUGACCCUCACUGUAAACACAUUAGUAAACACAGGAGCACUAUUUUAUUUUUAGCAUUUUUUGUAAUAUAGAUGUCUAAACAUUAUCAUUAUGAACACUGAUAGGCUGUAGUGUUACCUGGCUUUGCCCUUACGUAUACCGUAUGUUUCCUCUUCUCAGGUUUGACCGUGGUCAUCCGCUGUCCAGACAGCAACAACACCAACAGCACCACAGGCGGAACAGCCCUGCCCAAGUUCGCCAUCCGAGGCAUGUUGAAAACCUUCGGCCUGCACGGAGUGGUUCUGGACGUGGACUCUGUGAGUGUGGAACACUUAACUUCAGUUGUCAUAGAAACAAAGCGAUAAGAAGUUAAGCUUUGUCUCUUGAUAGUGUGUCAAUGGUUUCUCUCACUCAUGACUUACUGUGUGUGUCCAGGUGAAUGAGCUGGUUCAGGUAGAGACGUACCUGCGCAGUGAGGGGGUGCUGGUGAGGUACUGGUAUCCCAUUGAGAUGCUGGAGCGUCCCCCUGUUGGAUCCCGCCGUACUGCUGCCAAUGGCCUUGUCAAUCUAGACAGCAGUAACAUCCAGAUCCAUAGGUAACUGACACACACACACACACAGUGAAAUAACACACUGCUAUGAACUGUAAAUCAUCCCCUGUGGCCUGCUGUGUUUCAGAGAGCUACUGCGCUGUGAGAGUGCCCUGGCUAGGCUUUACUGCCGCAUGGCCCUACUCAACAUCUUUGCCCCCAAGAGCCCCCACACCUUCACCCGCCUCCUCCACAUCCCAGCCAUUAGAGACAUCACUCUGGAACACCUACAGCUGCUGUCCAAUCAGCUGCUGGCUCCGCCUCUGCCUGGUGAGUGGACCCUCUCUGGAUGAGAUGAUGAUCCACGGAAAGUAAUGGGUUAAAUAGAAUAAAGUUAGAAAAUGGAAUGGAAUGGACUGAAUUAACACAUGGAUAUUUAGGUGUACAAUUGACUGAAUGGAGUGAUUUGGAGUCUGCCUUUCCCCUAGCCUCUAACAAUCCGAGUGUGAACUGCACAAGCAUCCAUUAUCGUCUCUAACAUUUAGAUUCCAAAAUUCCAAACAGUCCCUUUACAAGUCAGAAUGUUGAAUAAACUUCAUUUGAACUUACUCUACCUAUUGUCCACCGAUUUUGUCCUGCUGCCGGUGGAAAUUUAUGACAAAAUAUCCACAGGAAAAUAUUAUUAAACCGACUUCAAAACGCAGGUCUCUGUGUGUGGCUAUCAUGAUUUGUUUGCUCAUCACCUAAGGCACGUGACAUUCUGGUUUGUAAGAAAUCUUUCAAAAUGUUUGCAGUGCUUUAUUUCGGACUGUGUUACCAGAGCUGGGAUCACAGACUGAUUUAUUAGGCAACCUUUCCUUGAUUUAUGUGCUGAGUGUUCUCUGUUUGUCCUGCAGAUGGCACCAUCAGCUCCAGCUCCAUCCUGCUGGCCCAGUCUCUACUCCACAACCUGCAGGGCCAGAGCUGCUCUCCCACAGACCUGUUUUACCAGGGCAAUGCACAGCCCAUCCGGGAGUGGCUCACCGUGGCCAUCACCCGUGCCCUGCACCAGGGGGAGGAGAGCCUGCUGGAGCUCACCAAGCAGAUCUGCUGCUUCCUACAGGUCGGCACAGGGUUAACUAAUGACCGGAAUCUGGCUGAAUGUAUAUUUCUCCAGGGACGGAGAUCUUUUUGUUUUAACAUGGUUAAUCUUUAUUUCCCUUGUUCCGUUAUGUAGAAUGCACCAGAGCAGUUCACCUCAGAGGACUUCCCGGUAUCAGAGUCAAAGGUCAGCAUGGAUGUCAACUUCCCGGGUGCUGCCUUCGUGAUCGUCUCCUGCAAAGAGAGCCAACUAGGCUACCGCAAAGAGUGAGGAAUUCAACACUAUUACCUUUAUCUAAGUUAAAACCAUGACCCUUGACGACCCUAGAUGUCUUACAGUGCCCCCAUUUUCUGCCUCUCUCUCUUUCCCUCUCCUCUCCGCUAGCUCCUCCCUGUACAAAGCCCCAUGGGCACGGGUUAUGGUUUAUGGCCUUGGUCACAAGGUGCGCAGGAAUGGCCAGCUCAACCUGAUGGAGGCGGUGUGCUACCCUCUGGACGCCUCACCCUCCAACACAGGCCUCACCCCCCCUCCCACCACCAAUCAGUACCCCACUGUCAUCAUCCCGAACGACAAAGUCCACAUCAAACUGGGUGAGUGCUUGAUCAACCUAGUCCAUACAUACAGUAAUAGCUUUUUUCAGCAUAUAUAUGUUAAUUAUAUUUCUCUCUGUUUCACAUGAUUAACAUGUAUUUAUAAUAGCUUGGUUUGUUUCACUGUCUCUCUCUCAGGGGUGUCGCCCCCUCCUGGUGCGGUCCUGGUGCUGCACUCCCUGCCACUGGAGUUCCCCCUGGCCAUGGCGUUUGCUGAGCAGCUGCUGACGUGGAAGCUAGGGGAGAAUAGUGAGCACUCUGAGGAGGAGCUGGACACUGUGCCCUCGUCUGUGCUGCUACAGGUGGUGGAGCUGCUGGGUAUGUGCUACACUUUCAUCAAAUCUGUUUUCUUUGAAAUGUCUGCAUCCAUGGCGAUCCAUGAGGUGUCCAACAUGUCUGAACCUUUUCCAUAACCUUCGGUCACUCGCUGUAUGUGACUAAUAUUGCAUCCUGUUUUGUGCUGACAACAAGUUGGUCACUAUUUUCUGAGUGUUUCUGUUCCCUCUCUCUUCCUGUCUGUGGUGUUCUAGGUGGGCUGUUAUGGACCACAGAUCUGGCCCCCUGCAUCAAGGAACUCUCCUUCCACCUGCUGGCUGAGCUCUUCCGUAAGAUCCACCACCUGGAGCAGCGGAAAAGCCCUGCAGGCCUGUCCAGCUCCAUCGCCCUGCUGCUCAACCCCUGCCUGGCCGUGCUCAUGGCCCUGCAGACGGAGCUCCGCAAGCUGUAUGACCGGGAGACCCAGAACUGGGUGGCUGCAGGGGCCGGAGCAGGGGGCUCCUCUGGCGGCAGUGCCCUGGCCAUGGGGGCUGAGCAGAGCAGAUUCUCCACCUACUUCCAUGCCCUGAUGGAGGUGUGCCUGGCUGUAGCUGAGGUCACCAUCCCCCUCAACAUGGGGUGCUCAGGAGUGGGAGCCCUGUCCUCCACCAGUGCCCCUAACCUCAGCGACUCCUCCUCAUCCUCCUCCUCCUCCCCAGGCCAGACCCCCCAGAGCCCCAGCCUGCUCUCCAAGCGUAAGAAGGUGAAGAUGAAGAGGGAGCGUGCGGCAGCAGCAGUGGCGGCGGUGGCCUCAGGGAAGAGGGGUUCUGCUGGAGGGGCUCGUCUGUCAGAGAGCGACAGCGCUCUGCUCAACAUGGCCGGUAGUAAACCUGAGGACAUGCUGUGGUUCCACCGUGGCCUCACCCUGCUCAUGAUCCUGCGUCACCUGGCCAACAAGGAUUCCCAGGGGCUGAGUGUGACAAGUGAUGCUGUGAUGGACGCCUGCCAGGCCCUGGUGGGACCUACCGCUCACAGCCGCCUGCUGGUGCUCUCUGGCAUCCCCACCCACCUGGAGGAGGCUGUGGUGCGCAGCGCCAUCCGCAGGGCUUGCAACGCCCACGGAGGGCUCUUCAAGGAUGAGAUCUUCAUCCCCCUGCAGGAGGAGGAACCUAAGAAGCCCAAGGCAGGAGCCGGAGUGUCCACCCCCAUGGAUGGCAAAGCAGCCCCCGAGACUGGGCUCCCCUUCCCCAGCAAUUGGGGCAAUGAGAGCCCAGACAGCUCCAGCAGCGUGACUCCAGCCAUGAGUGUCUCGGCCUCGGCCUCCACCAGCCAGACCUCCAUCUGCAGCUCCUCUCAGGGGGGCGUGUCCCGCACUGCCAGUGAAUCUGUGGACCAGGAGCUGCUGGCUGCCCCACCUCUCACCCCCGUGGCUGCAGCCUCGACCUUCCCCUCCCCACAGCAAGGGCCCCUGGAUCCCCACACGGUGUCUAGCCAGGAGAGCCUGGAUAUCUCCCUGUGCAGCACGGGGAGCCUGGGCAGCCUGGGGGAGCCCCCGGACAGCGCAGAAACAGCUUCUGUGUCAGACGGGGGCUCCAUAUACACCGUCACCUCUCUGGACAGCAACGCUAUCUUGGCCCGGCCCAUCAAGGGCUAUGCUGUCAUAGAGGUGAGUCGCAAGUGCAUUUUACAAUGAAAACUUGAAAUUCUGCUAUUGUUUGUUUAUUUAUUUAUUUGCUUUGAUUGAGAUAGACUUACAUGUCCUUCAUCUGUUUUGCACAUCCUGAAUGUAGGUUCGCGCCCGAGCCAAAGUGGAGAAGAUCCGCGCUAGCCUCUUCAACAGCAGCGACUUGAUUGGCUUAUCCAGCCUGGAGGGUGAGGAGGAGCUGAUGGAGCUGACCAAUGAGGAGAUCCUCACAGCCUCCAGUGUCAACCAAAGCCUGUUCGACACACAGGGUAGCUCCGCCCUUGAGGACUACUUCCUGAACAAGUCUCUCAGAGGUAAGUAGUUUACUCCAACUAUGGCUCAAUCAUCUGUACUCUACCAAUACAGUAAAAGUCCUACAUAAUGGAGGGGUCUUAAUCUUUUCUCCUCCUAUGUUCCCAGGGGACAAGUUGGUUCCAAGUGCGCGAGACGUGCUGAUGGACAUCUUCAAGAGUUGUGUCCACUCAGAGCAGAUGCUGAGCCUCACACCAGCCAAGCCUGUCAAAGUGUCGGACAUCUACCUGAGCAAGGAGCAGAUCACCUCCCAGACCACUGGAAACCUCCUCCACGUCUUCUUCACUAAUGUACGGCCGCCCAAGAAGGUGCUGGAGGACCAACUGACGCAGGUUGAUACACUACCCCCCCCCCCCCCCCCCCCAUGAGAGUGCUUGAACACACAACUUGAAAAAUAGAUAUAUGCUUAAUUGACCCUGCCUCGUCCACAUGAUUUUACACACACAUACUCAUCUAUUUGCAUCUGCAACCAAGUUUGUCUGAGCAUUGUUAUAUGUUUCACAGAUUCUGCGUAAAUAUGGCACCCCCAAGCCCAACAAGAACAAAUACAGUAAGGCAGGUAAGGAACAGCACGCAGGCAAGGUGGUGAGCACCAAGAGACCCAUCACCAAACCACCCCCCAAGGAGAAGUCUGUGCUGAACAGGUCAGUUUUGUCCCUCACCACACACACAAUGCCACCCUGAACACCAUUUUCCUAAAUAGUUUCCACCCACACCUGUAAUUACGGAAAGUAGUGGGUUUCAAAAUUACAAUCCCCCCUAAGAUCCUUCUCUUAGUGCUUCCCACGCUCAAAUGUGUUACUAAAAUAGCAAGUCUUUGAAAUUAAUUUCUCAUGUUUAGAAACACAAAAAUAGCAAUAGAAACUGUACCCUAUGGAUUAUUUAUCCACUUACAGAAGGAAAAUGGAGAGUAAUGUUGCUUGUUAUGCUUAAUCGUAAAAUCUAGACUCGUUCAGUAUGCUGUCAUGUCAUCUAUGAUAUUCGUCAGUACUCAUUUGGACCGACAUUUUCCAUUGACACCUGUCCCUGACCUUUUUCCAUGUCUCUAUCAGAACUGCACUGAGUGAGAAGAAGACUGUACUGAAGCCCAAGUCCCCUGAGAAAUCCAGGCCUGAUGAGAAAGACACAGAGAAAUCUCCUGCCAAGAAGCCUGAAGGUACUGACCACUCUGUACCCUCUCAUGUUACCCGUCUGUCUAGCCAACAUCUCUCUGGAGCUGAGUAAGAGUUCCCCCCAGUUAGAAUGUAGAUGACUAGAUGGAAGCUGAGAGCAUAAAGUCCAUGCAUCUGUCUGUCUGUGCAUGUGCAUAUAUUUAUAUACACUACCGUUCAAAAGUUUGGGGUCACUUAGAAAUGUCCUUGUUUUCGAAAGAAAAGCAAUUUUUCUGUGCAUUAAAAUAACAUCAAAUAACAUCCUCACAUGGAAUAGCCUUCAUUUCUCAGAACAAGAAUAGACUGACGAGUUUCAGAAGAAAGUUAUUUGUUUCUGGCCAUUUUGAGCCUGUAAUCGAACCCACAAUUGCUGAUGCUCCAGAUACUCAACUAGUCUCAAAAAGACCAGUUUUAUUGCUUCUUUAAUCAGCACUACCGUUUUCAGCUGUGCUAACAUAAUUGCAAAAGGGUUUUCUAAUGAUCAAUUAGCCUUUUAAAAUGAUAAACUUGGAUUAGCAAACACAACGUGCCAUUGGAACACAGGACUGAUGGUUGCUGAUAAUGGGCCUCUGUAUGCCUAUGUAGAUAUUCCAUUAAAAAUCAGCCGUUUCCAGCUACAAUAGCCAUUUACAACAUUAAUCUACACUGUAUUUCUGAUCAAUUUGAUGUUAUUUUAAUGGACCAAAAAAUUGCUUUUCAUUCGAAAACAAGGACAUUUCUAAGUGACCCCAAACUUUUGAACGGUAGUGUAUGUCUUAUCUCCUCCCUCACCCGUCUCUCAUGUAGUCCCAGAGGAGAAGUACUUGACUCUGGAGGGCUUCCAUAAAUUUGCUGUGGACCGGGCCAAGCAGGACAUCCGUAGCGUGUGGAGGGCCAUUCUGGCCUGCGGUUACGACCUUCACUUUGAAAGGUGAGCCUGGCGACCCGCCCCCCUCCAGCCCCUGCAGUCAGCCUUUGGUUGGUAGGUCACAUUCCUAGCAGAGUGUGGAAUGGAACACACAUGACUGGAGCAGGUUGUAAACAUUUAGAGCAUGGAACACACUGUGAUUGUUACGUCAACACACAUGAUGUACUAGAAAUGUCAUGCUUAAUCAUCUGAAUCACACACUAUACUGCACUGUACAGUACAUGUAAUCUCUGUAAUUCGAGAAAGCCAGUUGGUGCCAGAUUAAGUCAUAUUAUAUACAGAUGUAGGAUCUUGAUUUGAGCCAGUUUGCAACAGGAAAUGUGGAUUAUAAUUAAUUUACAUUUUUGUAAGGGCUGAUACAUUUUUUCGUAAGGGAAAAUCAAGUCUGACAUUUUUAAAGUGGAAAUGACAAACUUUAGAAGCCUUUUAAACAUCAAAUACACUACAUGUUUGCAUUUCCUGAGGUGCAGGAACAUUCUCAGCAACAAUGGUGAUCAAAUGAAGAUCCUACAUCUGUAUGAAGAGGAUCUGUUCAUAUGUAGUGGUUAACCAUUCUGUUGUCCCCCCUUUCCUCUGCUUUGCAGAUGUACCUGUAUAGACACGCGGCACGCCCAGAAGGCCUGUAGGAGAUGGAGUCUGGAGAUGGAUGUAGCGUUGGUGCAGUACAUCAACAGGCUGUGUGGUCAUCUGGCCAUCACACCUGCCAGGCUGCACCCCCAUGAGGCCUACCUGGAGCCUAACGACAUCGCUGACCCGCGCGUGGCCUGUCUUCUCAGUAUGUGACCUACUCACUGACAUACCGCAUCAUCAGUUUACAUACACAAUCUAUUUUUACACGUGUUUGUGUGGUAUUGGACGUCAGUAAUCUUGAGUGUAAGCGCAUGUUAGUGAGUGAGUGGGUGGGUAUGUGUAUUUGCGUAUGUGUGUUGCUGUGUUCACAUUUCCCCUGUGUGUGUGUAGAUGUGCCUGUGGAGAGCCUGCGUCUGCGCUUUGCUCUACUGCAGUCUCUCAACAACACCCUGGAGAGUUUCUUCCUGCCACUGGUGGAGUUGAGACAAACACACACCUACCAGAACAGCAUCGCAGCGCUGCUCUGUGGGGCCAAAGGUGACACACACACAAAAAUAACAUCUCAGCACAGCUCUAUCAGGUCAAAGGCACACAGCAACAAUGUGCUGUAUGGGUCAUUAAGGAGUGGUGUUGUAUCAGGGAAUUGACCGGUUGUUAAAUCUUUUAAUACAUUUUACUGCCUCUUAGGCUGUAGUUGGGGCAUAUGAACUGGAUUAAAGCAGAGUCUUGCUGACCUUCUACCAAUUUUACAUCCACCCUUUCUCUAUGCAGGCCUGGUGUUCUAUGAUAACAAAGUGAUAGUGAUGAACCAGGUGUUGAACGCCACAGUACAGCGGACUGCAGACCACGCUGCCCCCGAGAUCACACUGGACCCCCUGGAGAUUGUAGGAGGUGAGCUCACAGGACACGCCCAAAGCCCUGUUUUAUGUUCAUUCACAUUAUGCCUUUUACUUUGAGUGUUGAUGGUGUGUUCCUCCAGGAGAGAUCCGUUCCUCAGAGAACACCUACUUCUGCCAGGCGGCACGCCAGCUGGCCUGUGUGCCCUCGUCCCAGCUGUGUGUGAAGCUGGCCAGCGGAGGAGACCCCACCUAUGCCUUCAACAUCCGCUUCACUGGAGAGGAGGUCCAUGGCACCAGUUAGUAUCAGCCUUCUUCUCCCACAUUUGUCCUCUAGGAAUAAACUCUGAUGUUUGAUCAGACUGAAUCUUAGUUGUCCCCUGACCUCUGUGACUCCCCCAGGCGGCUCCUUCCGUCACUUCCUGUGGCAGGUGUGUAAGGAACUCCAGAGCUCCGCCCUCUCCCUGCUGCUACCCUGCCCCAGUGCAGCAGCCAACCGCAACAAGGUACAGUGACCCUCCCAUCUGCCUUCACAGUAUGCCCUGGUCGCAGCACCAUUUUAACACCAGGAACGAAAAUUAUGAUGCCUCAAUAGUUUGUGUACAUAUGUAUUAAUCCUGCUCCACACGGUAUAUACUAGGAGUAUAAACCGUGUCUAGAUUGCAAACCAGUUGGGCACUGCAUGGGCAGUGAUCACUGCAUUACUGAUAGGCUAGAAGAGUUUCUAACUUGAUUGUGGUGCUUAUGUGCUGUUUUGUUCCAAAGGGGAAGUAUAUUCUGACGCCCUGUCCGAUCAGCUAUGCGGAGGAGCAGCUGCUGCACUUCUUUGGCCAGCUGUUGGGCAUCGCCAUCCGGGCAGACGUGCCCCUGCCCCUGGACCUGCUGGGCUCUUUCUGGAAGGGCCUGGUGGGCGAGCCUCUGGACCCAGAGCAGGACCUGCAGGAGGCCGACCUGCUCACAUACAACUACGUCAAGAAGUUUGAGAGUGUAAGAGACAGUCAUUUAGACAUUCAUAUGGAUCCAGUUUCAGGAGAAGUUGGGGAUAUUGAAAGUAAAAGGACUGUAAGUUGAGCUUCUGCUAAAUUACUGUAAUGUAAUGACUCCUCUUUCUGGAAAAAGGAAGGGAGAUUUUGAAAACUCCGAAAACUGGUGAUAAGGUUUGCAGGUUUUCCAUGGUUCUGCAAAUAGCUAGCUGGUUGACCUUUCUACUGUGAACGCCAGUACAGUCACAACUGACUUCUGCUUUCUACAGUUCAAACCCAGACUGUAGUUUUGCCAUACCACUUCCCACCCUUGUUCCCAAGCCCAGUGUUCCAUUGACCUCUACCUGACCUUUGGCCUCUGCACCCCAGGUGAGCGACGAGGACGAUCUGGAGGCCCUGUGUGCAGAGAUCUCAUCCCAGCACCACUCAGGAGAGAGCCCUGACUCCCCCAGCCGGCCCUGCUGCACCUUCACCUACAUCACUAUGACCGGAGAGGAGGUAGACCUGUGCCAGGGGGGACACAACCUCGGUGUCAGGUACAGGGACAUUCUGCCUCUAUGGCCCGGGGACGUGUUUAGUUCAUAUGGGUCUCUGUUGAUGUUCUCUAUACGAUUCCCUUUAGCCGUCAGUUUUUCUCCAAAUAAUUCUGUACUUUCAGUACAGUACUUUCUGACUUUCACAGAAUGUGUUAUCUCUGUUUAAUCCCUCGACACUGUCUGUCCUGUAUGUGUGUGUGUCUGUGUAGCUGGCAGAAUAAGGAUGUGUAUGCGCAAGCAGUCCGGGGUCUGCGUCUGCGGGAGCUGCAGAAUGUGGAGUGUAUGACAGCGGUGAGAGCGGGCCUGGGCUCCAUCAUUCCUUUACAGCUCCUCACCAUGCUCAGCCCCCUGGAGGUGGAGCUACGAACCUGUGGCCUGCCGUACAUCAACCUGGAGUUCCUCAAGGUAGCUAUCCUAACGUAGCAAGCGUAAAAAUGCCUUAGCGGAGUCCCCACAUCCGUUUUUCAGGGGAAACGGAAGUUAAGUUGAAAAUACUAUAUCCCUGAAAACCGGAAACAUCCGCUUUCUUCCGACCCUGCAGAGAGUGCAAGGUAGCUAACGCAUAUACGCCACCCACCCUGCCACCUCACACCUACUGUACACAUCCCCUUCUGAAACCCUAGGACACUCACACCUUCAAUCAUCACUCCACCAUCCUCAUCCACCACUAAGAAGUAAGAGUUACGGUAUAGAGUAAUGAGAAGAUUAUAUUUUUGGUGGGCAGUAAUAGUGAAUGUCUUUGCCUAGAAGAGUCCCAUAAUUGUCCCUGUUUUGCAUGAACCCCUGUUACCUCUCCCUCGGUAGGCCCACACCAUGUAUCAGGUGGGUCUGAUGGAGACAGACCAGCACAUUGAGUUCUUCUGGACGGCCCUGGAGGUGUUCACUCAGGAGGAGCUCUGCAAGUUCAUCAAGUUUGCCUGCAACCAGGAGCGCAUCCCGUUCACCUGCCCCUGCAAGGACGGGGGCCCGGACACUGCCCACGUACCCCCCUACCCCAUGAAGAUCGCCCCUCCGGACGGGGCAGCAGGUAAGUGCCAGGAAAAGUUCUAGUGGUUUGUGUCAUAGAAGGAGAGUGUAGUGGGACAUCAGACACAGGAGUCAAAGCCACGCGGGUUGCUAUCUGCUUGAUGUCCUCUUUGUGCUGUUGGUGCACAAACUCUUGGAAGGAUUGUGUUUAUCAUCCUUAUUAGCGCACACUGUCUUAAAAACUUGGGCAGACUUUGAAAAAUGUAUUUGCUAUUUUUACCCUUCCUGGAUUUAUUAUGUCUGUAAAUUAGUAGGGGAUGUUCUAUGGGGAGAAGAUGCAGCGCUGUUAUCUUAAAACAAAUGACCUCAGACCGUAUGUGUAUUAGGUUUACUGUAUAGCCUUGAUGUAAGGGAACUGUUUAUCGGCUUGUUGUUUAUCAAGCUCCAAAGAAGAGUUAGAGCAGACCAAAGUGUCAGAACUGCUCAAAGGACUUUUUACCCCACGUUUUGGAUUUUUGACCAAUAAAAAAACGUAACUAAUGUCAGACUCUAACCACAGCAGUAUGAACAGUAAAUCUAGAUUGAGUACAGUAGCUUCCAUAGAUUAGAGAUUAGUGUCCCUAAACAAGACAGCCUGCUUCUGUUCCAGGCAAUAACAAUCAGACAAUGAGCCAUUAUUGACAUGGAGAACAUGGAAUUGAUGGAAAAUAACUUUCUAGACUGCACAUAAUACUCUCAGCAGAACAGAAUUUGAACAUGGUAGAAGUGCAGUGACUCUUUCUGCAGAUGUUUAAUGUUUGAAAGUUUUAUAUUAUACAUGUAACAUUUCCACAUGCAAUUAGUGCCAAAUGCCAAUGACAUACUAGUAGUAGCAAAGGGAUAGAAACACCAGUAAAACAUACCCACGUUUUUACCGUGACUAGCUGAUCCAGCUGUUGUGUGGACAACUUCACGAGUUCACAAAAGCAAAAACAUAAGCCAUACUAAACUUCUUCACAUCCUUGCAAUGGAUGUUUUUUAAAUGAUGAUAAGGUAAGAAGCCAGUGUCCUUAAAAAAAACUCAAAUGUAAAUAUUACAUGUUGCUCAUUUAAUGUUUUAAGAUGCUUUUUCUUCAUACAGUAUGUUUACCUAUUUGUGUGUUUGCCAGGUUCGCCAGACUCCCGCUACAUCCGGGUGGAGACCUGUAUGUUUAUGGUGAAGCUUCCCCAGUACAGCUCCCUGGAUGUGAUGCUGGAGAAGCUGCGCUACGCCAUCCACUACCGUGAGGACCCUCUCAGCGGCUAA
Coregonus sp. 'balchen' is the source of this 49818-nucleotide messenger RNA. The record is from the annotation of a GenBank genome assembly. NCBI's taxonomy places the organism in Eukaryota, Metazoa, Chordata, Actinopteri, Salmoniformes, Salmonidae.